Molecule: messenger RNA, 75339 nt
Organism: Rhinichthys klamathensis goyatoka
Lineage: Eukaryota; Metazoa; Chordata; Actinopteri; Cypriniformes; Leuciscidae
Product: titin-like
Exons: 174
Coding region: 18-74258 (24746 amino acids)
Biological process (GO): protein phosphorylation
Molecular function (GO): protein binding; protein kinase activity; ATP binding
Source: RefSeq, a predicted model, not a curated record
GCAAGCUCAUUUCUCUCAUGAUACUCAAUGUCCAUCUUGGGGACCAGGGACAUUACUGCUGUACUGUUAAAAAUAGAAAUGGCGAGAAUCGAACGUCUGCACAGCUCACAGUCGAAGCUAAAGAAGCGAACCCCAAAGAAACCCCCAUACCCUCCGAUUCUAUCAGUAAAUCUUCUAAAACUGAAAAUGAGUCAAGUAAAAAGGCCACUGACCAAGAAAAUCAGGAGUCCCUGCAGAAUGUUGGAGCCCUGACAACAAAGUGGCAGAUAAACCGACAUUACAAUCCUGAUGUUAUCCCUUUGUUGGAGCGUGACAUAUAUGAUGCAAUUCAGCCAGAGUUCCUUGUGAAACUGUCCCCAGAAUUCCUUGCCAAACAAAGGGAGAGUGUUUCUCUUUAUAAUGUAAUCAAAGGAAGCCCCUCUCCAUUCGUUGUAUGGCUACACAACCAGUUGAAUGUUGAAGAGCCAAGGUCAUACUCCUUGAAACAUGAUGGGCCCUUGUGCUACUUAAAUGUAAAGAAUAUCGGUUCUGAGCAAGGGGGCACACAUUCUUGCAAAGUUAUCAAUGCUGCAGGAGACAAAACAUGCAGCACUCAUCUCAGAGUGAAGACAGUGUCUAAAGUGGAUGAGGAGGCCAGUUAUAAAGAAGAAGCAAAAGUGCCUCCAGUUUUCAAGAAGAAGUUUUAUGACAUGGAGAGCAACGUCGGCAGCCCAGUGAAGUUUGAAUGCGAGAUUGAAGAGACACCUAAUGUGACCUUCAAGUGGUUCAAGUCUGGCUCAGAAAUUAGACAGAGUGACAAGUUCAGGAUCAUCAGCAGGCAAAGCACAUCAUCUCUGGAGCUCCUCAACCCAACAAAGGCCGACAUUGGUGAAUACAGCUGUUGUGCCUCAAACAAGCACGGUAGUGACACCUGCUCUGCUAACCUGAACAUCACUGCAUCAGCACCUGCCCACUUUGUGAAGACACUGAGCAACAUUUCCAUCCCAAUGAGCCAAAAGUUGAGACUUGAGUGCACAUUCAAUGGAGCCCAGAAAUUGUUUGUGACCUGGUUCAAAGAUGGCAGACAACUCUAUGCAUCGUACAGAUACAAUACAAAAGUCACAGAUAACUCCUGCAUUUUGGAAUGUCUUCAUGAAUGUGACAAGAACACCACAGGAAAAUACUCUUGUGAAGUCUCCAAUGCCUUUGGAAGAGAUAUUUGCCAUGCUAAUGUGACUGCAGUGGCGGAACCUGCCCGUUUUGUGAAGAAGUUGACAGAUCAAUCCAUUCCAACGAGUAAAAAGCUAAGACUUGAAUGCACAUUCACCGGAGCUCCAAAAAUGUUUGUCACUUGGUACAAGGAUGGCAAACAGCUGUAUGCUUCAUAUCGAUACAACACCAAAGUUACAUCAGACUCCUGUAUCCUGGAGUGUCUGCAUGAGUGCAAUAAUGAGACUACAGGAAAAUACUCAUGUGAAGUUUCAAACGUUUAUGGAACGGAUAUAUGUCAUGCUGAAGUAGUGGCAGUUGCAGAGCCUGCCCGCUUUGUGAAGAGGUUGACAGACAUGGCUAUCCCACUCAGUCAGACACUGAGACUUCAGUGUACAUUCACUGGAGCACCGAAGAUGUUUGUCACAUGGUACAAAGAUGGAAAACAACUGUAUGCCUCAUACAGAUACAACACAAGGAUCAUUGAGAACACGUGCGUCUUGGAAUGCCUCCAUGAAUGUAACAAUGACACUCCUGGAAAAUACUCUUGUGAAGUUUCAAAUUCCUUUGGCACUGAUAUCUGUCAUGCCAAUAUAACUACAGUUACAGAACCUGCCCGAUUUGAACAGAAGCUUAAGGACAAAAAAGUUGCCAUGAGCAAAAAACUGAAGCUUGAGUGCACAUUUACCGGAGCUCCUAAAAUCUUUGUCACUUGGUACAAGGAUGGCAAACAAAUAUAUGCCUCUUACAGAUAUAAUACUCAAGUUGUUGGAAACACCUGCACUCUAGAAUGUUUACAUGAAUGCACCAAAGACACUCCUGGAAAAUACUCCUGUGAGGUGUCCAAUUUCUAUGGAAGUGAUAUCUGUCAUGCGGAAGUGGCCACAGUAUCUGGACCUGCUCGUUUUGUGAAGAAGCUCACAAACCAGAAUCUUCAAUGGGGGCAAAAGUUGAGGCUCGAAUGUUCCUUCACAGGAAUUGAAAAAAUGUUUGUCACAUGGUACAAGGAUGGCAAACAGGUCUAUGCGUCAUACAGAUGCAACACAAAAGUAAUUGGAAACACUUGCGCUUUGGAAUAUCUUCACGAGUGUGAUGUCAAUACUCCUGGAAAAUAUUCUUGUGAGGUUACAAAUGAAGAUGGUUCAGAUAUUUGUCAUUCGCUGGUCAUCCUUGCGACAGAGCGCAAAAUUCCACCAACUUUCACUAAGAAGCCCUCAGAGCACAUUGAGGAUGCUGAGGGCAAAUUGGUGAAGCUUGAGGGUCGAGUAUCUGGGUCACAACCUCUAUCUGUAAGCUGGUACAAAGAUAACAGUGAACUCAACACUUCUGACAUCUAUGACAUUUCCUUCAAGAGCAACACUGCUUUGAUAUGUCUCAAGAAGGCCAGUGUCAAAGAGAGUGGAGUUUAUACAUGCAGAGCUUCUAAUGAAGCUGGCACUGCCUCCUUCCAGGUGGUGGUUAACAUCACAGAGCAAAAAAGGCCACCGACUUUUGACAUUCCCCUAAAACCAGUAACAGUUAGUGAGGGCGAAAGGCUAAACCUUAGCUGCCAUGUCUGCGGGUCUCCCCCAAUGAAGAUUCAGUGGAUGAAGGACAGAAGGGAGGUCACACCCUCUGCUACCACCAGGAUGGUAUUUGUGGAUGGCACAGCCACCCUGGAGAUAAACCAGACAUCCAAAUCUGAUGCAGGAGAUUAUCUGUGCAAGGCAACCAACAAUGCUGGUAGUGAAUUCUCCAAGGCCAAAGUCACAUUCAAAGAUAAAACAGGUGCAGCACUUGCAACAGCACCGGCAGCCCCCACAGCACCUCAGACAGUUAAAAAACUGGAUAACUUGUUCUUCAUUGAGGAGCCCAAGAGCAUUCAUGUUGUUGAGAAGGGUACAGCUUCCUUCAUUGCUAAAGUUGGUGGUGAUCCCAUUCCCAAUGUGAAGUGGAUGAAGGGCAAAUGGAGGCAGAUGACUCAUGGUGGUCGCAUCAACAUUCAUCAAAAAGGCCAAGAGUCUAAACUGGAGAUUAAAGAGGUGACCAAAUCUGACUCUGGUCAGUACAGAUGUGUUGCCUCAAACAAACAUGGAGAAAUUGAGUGCAGCACAGACUUGAAUGUUGAUGAGAAAAAAGAUUCUGGGCCAGAGAUGGUCAAACUGAAGAAGACUCCAUCAAAGCAGAAAAGUCCAAAGGAAGAUAAAGACAUUGACAUUGUUGAGUUGCUAAGAAAUGUAGAUCCAAAAGAGUAUGAGAAAUACGCUCGUAUGUAUGGAAUCACAGACUUCCGGGGUCUUCUUCAAGCUAUUGAGUUUCUGAAGAAGGAGAAGGGUGAAGAAAGUGGAAGACCGGAAAGUGAACAUGGAAGAGAAAGUGAUGAGGAUUUGACUAAGCUUGUGGCUGAUUUGCAGAGGAGAAUGGAACACAGUGAACCUGUUACCCUGCUUAAAGACAUCACAGAUCAGUCAACACAAGUUAACAAAGAGGCUGUGUUUGAGUGUGAAAUCAAAAUCAACUAUCCAGAAAUUACACUGUCUUGGUAUAAAGAUGCACAAAAGCUAGAAACUAGUGAUAAAUACGACAUUAAACUCAUGGGUGACCGCCAAAUAUUGAAGAUCAAGAACUGUCAGACCAGCGACCAGGGAAAUUACCGGGUCGUUUGUGGGCCACAUAUAUCCAGUGCCAGACUGACAGUGUUGGAGAGUAAAGGUCAUGUGCAGGAACCAUCCCCUGCUGAUCAAAUUCAGUUCACCAAGCGCAUUCAAAAUAUUGUGGUGAAUGAGCAUCAGUCUGCCACUUUUGAGUGCGAGUUGUCUUUUGACAACGCGGUCGUCACCUGGUUUAAAGAUGCAUGGGAGCUUAAAGAGAGCCUGAAAUAUACCUUCAGGUGUGAGGGACGAAGGCACUUUAUGAUCAUCCGCAAUGUAACCUCUGACGAUGAAGGCGUGUACUCUGUGAUUGCUCGCCUGGAGCCCGUUGGUGAAACUAAAAGUACAGCUGAGCUUUAUUUGUCAGGAAAAGAAUUUGAAAUAAGAACACGUUCUUUUGAUUUUCCUGAUACAUCGAUAUAUGUACCAGAUGUGUCAUCUGUGAUUAGUUUUAAAGAUGAAUCCUCAGAAUUUCAUUAUGAAGAAAAAUUUGAAAUAACAGAGUGUCAGAAAUCGACAGUUCAAGAGGAGAGUGUAACUCAUGAAUUCUCUUCACUGCAAGAAUUGAAGAAACCUGUUGAGGAGUCUGUAACAAAACGUCUAGUGGAAAGGACAGAGGAGGCGCCUAAGAAAGUUAUGAAGCAACCAGAAGAGAAACCUGGAACAACUUUUGUACAGCCUUCAGUUCCUGAGAAAGAAUCUGAAGACAAGAAGCCUGUUGAGGAAAAAGUCCCAUCUGUCAAGGUGACAGGGCAAAAAGAACAACCCACACGCAAAGAGCCUAAACCUCAGGUGCCAGCAGAACCAAAAGCUCCAGUGGCUGAACCAAAGCCUGAACCUAAGUCUGAGCCAAAAGCUCCAGUGGCUGAACCAAAGCCUGAACCUAAGUCUGAGCCAAAACCUGAGCCAAAAGCUACACCAAAACCUGAGCCCAAGCCUGAGCCAAAAGCUACACCGAAACCUGAGCCCAAGCCUGAGCCAAAAGCUACACCAAAACCUGAGGCUGAACCUAAGCCUGCAGUUGCAAAGAAAGUUGAGACACCUUCUGUCAAAGCACCCGAAGCUCCAAAGCCAGAAGCUGCACCUCAACCACCCUUAGCUAUUAAAAAAGAUGAGGCUUUACCUCUAAAGCCAGACACUACUCAAAUAAAAGCUCUUGUGGAGAUGAAGGAAAUAGAAGCACCAAAAGUAAAGCUAGAUAGAAAACCAGAGCCUGCACUUGUUGCUGCUGAGCCACCAAAGAAAGAAGCCUCUACACUACUACAAGAUGAAUCUAUCAAAGAUCAUUUGCCUGUCCUCUCCGAGCCAUCAAGUGUAGAGCCAGCUAGGCAGUUUAAACCUACACAAAGCCAGCCUCCUGAGCCAGUUAGAAAACAAGAAGUCACAUCAGCUCCACCAGAGGUUAUAGUUGAACCAAGAAAGCCACCUUCCCGAGAAGUUUCCCAAGCAGAAUCAGUCAGAAACGUUGAACCUUCCCCUAAGCCUUCAGAGUUACUGCAAGCAGAUCAAGCUAAAAAGCAAGUGCCACCAAAGAGUGAACCAACCCCUAAAAUCAGUGAGCCAGCACUUGCCCACAAAAAGGAGGGUCAUCCAGAGAAAGCGGUUGAAGUAAAGGCUGCUGAACUACCAUCUGAGAAAAAGCCUGUGACUAAAUCUAAAAUGGAGACUGAGAUGCCCCUAGCCAAAGUCUUUGCAGCAUCUGAAGAGAAAAUUGACCAAAUUCCCUACACAGUGGAAGCAACUCAGAAGAUUUACAUGGAGGAAAUGUUUUUGAAGGAGGAAAUUACGGAAGAGAGUGAAAGCAUGCCUCAUCAACCUGAGGAAAUUUUGUCUCUUCAAGAACAUAUUGUAAGGAUGGAUAUGAGUCAUCACAGUAGAGAAUUGGCUCCUGAAGAUUUGAAAAUAGUUGAAACAGAGGUUUCCCUGAUACAAAUAAAGGAGAUACCCGAAACAACCUCAUCAAAGCAAGAAACUCCGCCAGAAGCUGUGGUUAUAUUUAGCAUUGAGUCGUCACUGAGAAGUCAAGAUAUAAUGCCAGAUGAAAAGAAAAAAACGGAAGAUAUGCCUCGACAAAAGAGAGAAGACACCCCCAGAAAAGAGAUGGCCAUUCAGAGAAAAAUAGAAGUUCACAAGAAAGAGUAUAUUCACUUACAACAGUCUGUUCAUGAAAACAGCAGAUCACAGGAGGAAACCCCUCAGAUAUCACCAGAGAUAACACCAUUAGUAAAACCAAAAGAAAAUGGAACUAAGUUGAAGGAAGUGCGUAAAGUACUUGAAAGAGAACCGGAAUUAGUAAAGAAACCUGAACCGGAAGUCCCAAAGCCAACUGUGGCUCCAGUUGAACAGAAAAUAUGUCCUCCAUCAAAAGAGCCAAUUGUUGAAAAGAAACCAGUUCCUGAAGUACCAAAGCGAACUGUGGAUCCAGUAGAACAUAAAACAAUAUAUCCUCCAAAAGAGCCAACUAUUGAAAAGGAACCAUCUCCUGUGGCACCAAAGCCAACAGCAACUCCAAUUGAACAGAAAGUCUCUCCACCCACAGAUGCAGUCAAGGGCCCUGUUACAGCUCCUGGACCUGCUCCCAAAGAAACAACUAGCACUACACAAGCACUUCUUAAACGAAAGAGUAAAAUUCACGUCAAGGAAGAGGAAAAAUUGGAAAUUCCAACCAUAAAGAAAGUAACCAGAAGAUCAAAAGAACAUCAGGAAGAUCAGGAAGUUAUAUCACUUAAGGAAGUCAACAAGAUUCAGCAUGAAGAACUACCAAAAGAAGCAGGACAACUUCUCCAGAAAGUUGAGAAAGCUGAAAUAGUUGGAGAGGAGAUGGUGAAUUCAAAGGCUGUUAGUGAAGUCAAACUCACUAGCAGUCAUGAAGUCACAACAGAUACUUGGUCAUAUGAAACUGCCACAAAAACAGAGAAAAUAUCAAAGGGGGAGGGAAAGAAGAUAGAACAGUACAAGAAUGUGUGGGAGCAGAAAGUGAUUACUCCUGAAAUAGGAGGAAGAGGUGUAGAAAAUACGGGUGAACAAGAAACUAAAAUUCCAAUGGAAGGGGAACCCUUGAUACCACAGCCAAGUCUGAAAAGGGUAACCAAAUCAAUAUCUACUGAGAAAGAACAGGAAACUGUAAAAUUAAAACCUGUCGAGAAAUCAGAUAAAGCUGUUGUAGGUCCACAGAAAGACAGCAACAUAGAGAAGAGUGAAGAGAGUAUUGGUGUCCAGAAACAUGAAAGACUCAUAAAGGAUGAACCUGUUUCAAAGAAGAAGAUAGAAGUGACUCUUACAGAUCAAACAGCUAAAGAAUCCGUAAUGCCAAAACCUGUUGUGGCUAAAGAUGAAAUCUCCAAAGAACAUGAGAAAUUUCCAAAGAAAUCAAACAGAAUUCUACCACAGGACGAGGAGCCAGAAACUGUGACACUGAAACCUUUUUCCAAAGAAUCUCAUGCUGAUGUAACCCCUGAAAAGGUUACUCAAGAACGAAAAGAGAAAAAGCCUGUAGAUAUUAAGCAUCCAGAGAGGCCGGAAACACAUCAUAUCCUGAAGGAACCUCACAUCCCGGUAAAAGAACCCGGAAAAAGUGAAAAAACAUAUGAAGAGCCAGAAAAGAUAAAAAAGCUAAAGUCACCUCAUGAGCAUCUCCCCAUGAUGAGUACUACUACUCCAGAAAAGACAACACUGGAAGGUCCCAAGGAAGAGAAGGCAAUAACUAAAAAGCGUGGAAUUAUUCCAAAGGAUGAAGCAAAAAAAGAAGAGAUAUCAUUGAAACCCGUAAAAGGAAAAAUAAUUGCAGAGAAAAUGACUUCACCAAAGGUAGAUAAACCUAGUCCUCAAGUCACUUCACUGACAAAAAAGAGUCCAAAAGAUGAUGAUAAUAAGCCAGCAAUGUCAAAAAAGAUUGUUGGUCCACCAAAGGAAAUGGAGGGAAAAAAGCCUGAAGAGCUGAAAAAGACACCUUCACCAAAAGCAGAGAUACCAAAAUCUAAACCCACUGAAUCCAUUCCAAUGGAAAGAAAGUCUAGUGCAAAAUCACCCAAGAAGAUUUCACCAAAAGAUUCACUUGAGUCUGUAAUUCUGAAGAAGGUCUCAAAGACAGUUUCCCCCAAAGAAGAAAAGACUACUCGGGAUCCUCCUUUGAAAACAAGUGAAGACAAAGUGCCAGUUGUGAAGGAGUUGUCUCCAAGCGUUCUGCAUCUACAAAAGAUUCCUACACAGCAAGAAGAGGUAGUUCAUGAGGUGGUGGAUGAUGAAGAAGAAGAAGAAGAAGAAGCCUGGGGAUGGGAACUUGCUCCUAGGGACAGUUAUGGAUCUGAAACCUUUGAUGACGUUUUGGAGGAUGGGGCCGUUGAAACCCCAGGAAUGGGUGACAAGAAAGAUGGAAAACCAAAGGAGGAGCCAGCUCUAGGCAGAGGCAGAGGACUAAGACCAAGACAAACUCCUUCUCCUGGUGAUGGUGGAAGGGGUAGAGGGAAACCUGGUGGUGGAGGUGACAAGCCUCCUGGAGAUUCACCAUUUGGUUUCCAGCUCAAAGCGGUCCCCUUGAAAUUUGUGAAGGAGCUCCAGGACAUUGUGUUGCAGGAGGCUGAGUCAAUCGGCUCCUCGGCUGUAUUUGAGUGCCAGAUCUCUCCAUCUACUGCUAUCACCACCUGGAUGAAAGAUGGAAGCAAUCUAAGGGAGAGUCCAAAACACAAAUUCACAUCUGAUGGCAAAGACCGCAAACUGCAAAUCAUUGAUGUACAGCUUUCAGACACUGGAGAGUACACAUGUGUUGCAAAGCUGGGCAACAAAGAGAAGACCUCAACAGCUAAACUUGUGGUAGAAGAAUUACCUGUGAAAUUCACAAAGAAUCUGGAAGAAGAGACCUCCGUGCUUAAGGGGCAGCCAAUGUAUUUGACCUGUGAGUUGAGCAAGGACAAAGAUGUGGUCUGGAAGAAGAAUGGAAAAGAGAUCAAGGAAAUUCCGGGCAAACUUCAAAUCAACGUUAUUGGACUACAGCGUGCCAUCACAAUUCAGGACGUGAACGAUGAUGAUGCUGGUGCUUACACAUGCGAGUGUGAAAACAUUCAAACUCAAACUAAUGUCAAGGUUAUUGAAAUUGUAAGAGACUGGUUAGUGAAACCUUUGCGGGACCAGCAUGUGAAACCCAAAGCCACUGCUACAUUUAAGGGCGAGCUCUUCAAAGACACACCUAACUGGAAGUGGUACAAGGGUAAUGAUGAAAUCCCAAAUGAGCCUACUGAUAAGAUUGAGGUGAAGAAGGAGGGUAAAGAGAUCACUCUUACGGUCAAAAAUGCCCAGCCUGAUGACGUUGCUGAAUAUGCUGUGGAGGUUGAAGGCCACAGAUACGUAGCAAAACUAACACUUGGAGAACGUGAAGCUGAGAUCUUGAAGCCUCUUGCUAGUGUGGAGGUGGUUGAGAAAACGGAGGCCAACUUUGACACUGAAAUUUCAGAAGAUGAUGUGCCUGGAGAAUGGAAACUUGGAGGCCAGGUUCUGACAAGAUCACCGACAUGUGACAUCAGAUCUGAGGGAACCAAACGAUUCCUUACUAUCAAAAAUGUUCAGCUUGAUCAGGCUGGUGAAGUUACAUACCAAGCUCUGAAUGCUGUGACAAGUGCUAUGCUCACAAUCAAAGAGGGUGAUGCAUAUUUCACUGUCAAGUUACAAGAUUUCACUGCAGUCGAGAAAGAUGAAGUCACAUUUGACUGCGAGCUCAGUAGAGAUGUUCCUGUGAAAUGGUUCCACAAUGAAAUUGAAAUUAAAGCCUCCAAGAUGGUUACCAUGAAAGUUGAAGGCAAACGAAGAAUCCUCAAUCUUAAGAAAGUUGAGAACAAAGAAAAAGGAUUAUAUGUUUGCGACUGUGGAACAGACAAGUCUUCAGCAAACUUGAACAUUGAAGCUCGUGACAUCAAAGUGGUGCGACCCAUAUAUGGCGUUGAGCUCUUUGAUGGUGAGACAGCUCGUUUUGAGGUGGAAAUCUCUGAAGAUGAUGUCCAUGGCCAAUGGAAACUGAAGGGCGAAGUAUUAUCUUCUUCACCUGAUGUUGAGAUUAUUGAGGAUGGUGCAAAACAUACAUUAACACUCUACAACUGCAAAGUUUCUCAGUCUGGAGAGGUUACCUUCCAGGGAGCGAAUGCAAAGUGUUCUGCAAAUCUUAAAGUGAAAGAUUUGCCCAUUUCCUUUGUCAUGCCUUUGAGCGAUGUACAAGUCUAUGAGAAAGAUGAUGCAAGAUUUGAAAUUGAAUUGUCAAGAGAGGCUAAGGUCAUCCGUUGGCUUAAGGGAUCUCAGGAGUUGAAGGCUGAUGAAAAGUUUGAAAUGCUCGCAGAGGGGAAAAGGCAUAUUCUAGUGGUCAAGUCUGUUGCGUACGAGGAUGAGGCUAAGUACAUGUUUGAGGCUGAGGACAAGAGAACAUCUGCCAAACUUGUUAUUCAGGGCAUCCGUCUUGAGUUUGUCAGACCCAUUAAAGAUGUCACCGUUAAGGAGCGUGAGACUGCAGAAUUCAGCAUUGAACUCUCUCAUGAGAAGGUUCAAGUCACCUGGUACAAGAAUGACGUGCGUUUGCAUCCAAGCAAAGUGGUGCACAUGUCCGAGGAUGGCAAGAUCCAUACUCUGUCCUUCAAAGAGGUGUCUAUUGAUGACACAUCUCUCAUUAAAGUUGAGGCUCUUGGGAAAAGCUCUGAAGCAAUGCUCACUGUACUUGAAGGAGAAGCCUACUUUACCACCAAGUUGCAGGACUACACUGCAGUUGAGAAGGAUGAGGUUGUCCUAAUGUGCGAAAUGAGCAAAUCAUCUGCUCAGGUGAAAUGGUUCAAAGACGGCAAUGAGAUCACUCCCUCUAAGAAUGUCCUCAUCAAGGCUGAUGGAAAGAAACGUAUCCUGAUAGUAAAGAAGGCAGAGAAGGCCAACAUUGGUGAUUACGCUUGUGACUGUGGCUCUGACAAAACAACAGCCAAGCUUAACAUUGAAGAACGUGAUAUUAAGAUUACCCGUCCACUGUACAGUGUGGAGGUCACAGAGACAGAGACUGCUCGCUUUGAGACAGAAAUCUCUGAGGAGGAUGUUCAUGGAAACUGGAAACUCAAAGGAGAUGCCCUGCACCAGUCUGCUGACUGUGAAAUUAAGGAGGAAGGCACCAAGCACAUGCUUAUCCUUUACAAUGUCCGCAUGGAUAUGGCUGGUGGUGUAGAUUUUAGUGCUGCUAAUGCUAAAUCAAGUGCUCAGCUAAGAGUUAAAGCACGCACAAUUGGCCUUCUGCGACCUCUUCGGGAUGUCACUGUCACUGCUGGAGAGACUGCCACCUUUGACUGUGAGCUCUCAUAUGAAGAUAUUCCUGUUGAAUGGUUUAUUGGAUCAACAAAGAUGGAGCCAAGUGAUAGGGUGGUCACGAGAGUAGAAGGAAGACUGCAUUCCCUGACUCUGAGAGAUGUCAAGAUGACAGAGGCUGGGGAAGUGAAACUGACUGCAAAGGACUUUGUUACCCAGGCCAAACUCACUGUGAACGAGCCACCAGUUGAGUUCACCAAGCCCUUGGAGGACCAGACUGUUGAGGAGGAAGCCACUGCCAUUCUGGAGUGUGAACUGUCCAGGGAGAAGGCUGAUGUGAAGUGGUUCAAAGACGGACAGGAAAUUCGUAAAACCAAGAAGUAUGAGAUGGUGGCUGAGGGACGCAUAAGGAGGCUGAUUAUCAAGGACUGUAGCCUUGAUGAAUCCAAGACAUAUACUUGUGAUGCAAAGGAGUUCAAGACGUCUGCUUUCUUAAAUGUUGAACCUCCAUUUGUUGAAUUCGCUAAGCCUCUUCACGAUGUUGAGGUUAAGGAGAAGGAAUCUGCUAAGUUUGAAUGCGAAGUGUCCCGUGAAAGUGCCAAGGUCCGCUGGUUCAAAGAUGGCGCUGAGAUCAGGAAAGGCAAAAAGUAUGAGAUUAUUGCCAAGGGAUUACAGCGUAUUCUCAUCAUCAGUAAGGCCAUGUUUGAUGAUGAGGCAGAAUAUGAAUGUGACGCAAGAACAUCCAAAUCCUCUGGAAUGCUAACAGUUGUCGAGGAGGAAGCUAGAUUUACAAAGAACCUAUCCAAUGUUGAGGGCACAGAAACCGACAGCAUUAAGAUGAUUUGUGAGGUCUCUAAACCCAGUUCAGAGGUUACAUGGUACAAGGGUGACCAGGAGAUCCCUGAGGGUGGUAGAUAUGAACAUGUUGCAGAUGGGAGAAAGAGAAUUCUCAUCAUACAGGACCUCCGUAUGGAUGAUGCUGGAGAGUACCACUGCAAACUGCCUGCUUCAGAAACAAAAGCAACUCUAAAGAUCAGUGAAUUGGCAGCUGAAUUCAUUGCUAGGCCCCAAAACCAAGAGGCCAUUGAAGGUGAAAAGGCUGAGUUUGUUUGCUCAGUGUCUAAGGAAAAUUAUGAAGUUAAAUGGUUCAAAGGAGACAAAGAACUUACAACUGAUGACAAGUAUGAAAUUGUCAUUGAUGGCAAGAGGAGGGCGCUCAUUGUCAAAAACUGUGAGCUAAAAGAUGACGGUGCAUUCACUGCCCACAUUGGCUCUGUAAAGGCUUCAGCAGACUUGUUGGUGAUUGAAAAACUGAGGAUAAUCACUCCCCUCAAGGAUGCCCAAGUAAAGGAAGGACAAGAGAUUGUUCUUAACUGUGAGGUGAACUCAGAGGGAGCUAAAGCCAAAUGGCUGAAGAACAGUGAGACAAUGUUUGAGAGUAGCAAGUUUGUUAUGGUUCAGAGAGACACUGUGUUCUCUCUGAGAAUCAAAGCUGCAGAAAAGACAGAUGAAGCCAGUUACACCAUUACACUGACAAACCAGCGCGGAGAACAGGCCAAGUGUUCUGCUAACAUCAACGUACUAGAGGAAGCCAUCAAGAUCAUUGAGCCACUAGAGGACUGUGAAAUAGAGGAAAAGAAGACCAUUACUUUCACUUGCAAAGUGAAUAGACCAAAUGUGACAGUCCAGUGGAUGAAGGCCGGUCAAGAGAUCACUUUCAGCAAGCGUAUUCUGUAUCGUGUUGACAAGGACAAGCACACUCUGACCAUUAAGGACUGCAGCCUUGCAGAUGAAGGUGAAUACACUGUAGUUGCUGGCUCUGAUAAGUCCACAGGAGAACUGGUCAUCAGUGAGGCGCCCACUGAUUUCGCUUCUCAGCUCAGAGACCAAACCAUCACAGAGUUUGAGGAUGCUGAGUUCACUUGCAAAUUGUCAAAGGAAAAAGCCCAUGUUAAAUGGUCCAGGAACGGACGUGAAAUCAGAGAAGGACCCAGAUAUCAUAUGGAGAAAGAUGGAAAAGAAUGCAAGCUUGUAGUCAAAGAGUGCAGACCAGAUGAUGAAUGUGAAUAUGCCUGUGGAGUGGAAGAUAAAAGAUCAAGGGCACGUCUCUUUGUUGAAGAGAUUCCAGUGGAAAUCGUCAGACCACCCACAGAUGUAUUUGAGCCCCCAGGAUCCGAUAUUGUGUUUGAGGCUGAACUAAAUAAAGACAGAGUUGAGGUCAGAUGGAUGAGGAACAACAUGGUCAUUGUCCAGGGUGACAAAUACCAGAUGAUUAGUGAGGGCAAAGUUCAUAGACUUCAGGUCUGUGAGAUCAGACCCCGUGAUCAGGGAGAAUACAGAAUAGUUGCCAAGGAGAAGGAUGCCAGAGCCAAGCUUGAGCUUGCAGCUAUUCCAAAGAUCAAGACCACGGAUCAGAACCUUGUAACAGAUGCUGGAAAGCCAUUUGUGAUGACGGUUCCCUACGAUGCUUAUCCUCGUGCUGAGGCAGAAUGGUUUUACAAUGACAUCAGCCUACCAGGGCAAAACAUUGACACAUCUAAUGAACGAACUGAGUAUAGGCUCAAGGACCCAAAGAAGUCAGACCAGGGUCGUUACAAGAUUGUCAUAAAGAAUAAACAUGGAACAGGAGAGGCGUUUAUUAAUCUGGAUGUAAUUGAUGUUCCGGGACCUGUGAAGAACCUGCAUGUUGUUGACACUGCUGAUGGUGAGGUCAGCCUUGCUUGGGAGGAACCGGAAAGUGAUGGCGGAAGCAAGAUCUUGGCUUAUGUGGUUGAGAGACGAGAUGUCAAACGCAAGACCUGGACAAUGGCCACGGACCGUGCUGACAUUCCAGAGUAUUGUGUUGGUGGAUUGCAGAGGGACAACAUGUAUUUCUUCCGUGUAUGUGCUCGCAAUAGAGUUGGGAAUGGAGAGACCGUUACCACAGACGAGGCAGUUCAAGCCAAAAACAAAUUUGAUGUGCCUGAUGCACCUCAAAAGGUUAUGGUUGGAGUUGUCAAUAGGUUAGGUGCCACUGUGUCUUGGGAACCACCACUCUUUGAUGGAGGAUCUGAGAUCACAUCUUAUAUCAUUGAACUCCGUGACAGAACCUCUCUAAAAUGGGAGCCUGCUAUGGUGGUCAAAGCUGAGGAUCGCACAGCCACACUCAGUGAUGUUGUUGAAAACAAGGAGUACAUCUUCAGGGUCAGAGCUGAGAACAAAGCUGGAAUUGGCCAGCCAAGCGCUGCCACAGAUCCGGUGAAGAUUAUGGAUCCCAUUGAGAGGCCAAGUCCACCUCUGAACUUCAACUACACAAAUCAGACCAAAGACUCAGUGCAGCUGUCAUGGGAAACGCCCAUCAGCAAUGGAGGCAGCAUGAUUACAGGCUACAUCAUUGAGAAGUGUGAAGAUGGCACUGACAAGUGGCUGAGAUGUAACGCUAGACUUUGCCCUGACCUUUACUACAGGGUUUCUGGUCUGAAGUUUGGUCAGAAAUAUCACUACAGAGUUUGUGCAGAAAAUGCUGCCGGGGUGUCUGAUCCAGCUGAUGCAAUUGGGCCACUUUUAGCCGAUGACCCUCAUGUGGGUCCCACCAUAGACCUCAGUGGUUUUAAAAAUGGUCUGGAGGUCAUUGUCCCCAAUGCUCUUACCAUCCGAGUUCCCAUUACGGGAUAUCCUAUGCCUAAACCCAAGUGGACAUUUGAUGACAAAGAGCUCACCACAGGUGACCGUGUUUCCAUGGUCACAAAGCCUACAUUCACCGAACUGGUUGUUGCGCCAAGUGUGCGUCCAGACAAGGGAACAUAUACCUUACAACUGGAGAAUGAUGUGACAACCAUAUCUGGAGAGAUCGAAGUCAAUGUUAUUGCAUGUCCAAGUGCACCCAAAGACUUCAAAGUUGCAGAGGUGACCAGACAUCAUGUGCAUCUAAUGUGGGAAGCACCAGAGUAUGAUGGAGGCAGCCCUGUAAGUGGGUACAAUAUUGAGAAAAGAGAGGUUUCCCGCAAGACCUGGGUCAAGGUGAUGUCAGGCGUACAGGACCUUGAGUACACUGUCACAGAUGUCAUUGAGGGCAAAGAGUACUUGUUCAGUGUUAUUGCUUGCAACAAAUGUGGACCAGGAGAGCCAGCAUACAUUGAUGAACCUGUGAAUGUGUCCUCCCCAGCCACUGUGCCUGAUCCUCCUGAAAACCUGAAAUGGAGGGACAAAUCAGCAAAGAGCAUCUUUCUGCUUUGGGAAACUCCCAGAUAUGAUGGUGGUGCUGCUGUUAAGGGCUACAUUGUUGAUAAAUGUCAGCGUGGCACUGACAAAUGGGAAGCCUGUGGAGAUCCCAUACCUGAGCUUAAGUUCCAGGUGACUGGUCUUAUUGAAGGUCAAUGGUAUGCCUAUCGCGUGAGAGCGGUGAACAGACUUGGAGCCAGCCGACCAUGCAAGGCUACAGACGAGAUCCUUGCUGUGGAUCCUAAAGAGCCACCAGAGAUCCAGCUGGAUGCGAAGCUUCUUGCAGGCUUGACUGCCAGGGCUGGAACUAAGAUUGACCUGCCUGCUGAUGUGCUUGGCAAGCCAGAGCCAAGAGUAAAAUGGACAAAGGCUGACCUUGUCCUGAAACCAGAGGAUAGGAUAAGCAUUGACACAAAACCUGGCCAUUCAACACUUUCCAUUGCAAACACAACCAGAUCUGACACAGCGACCUAUAUCAUUGAGGCUGUCAAUACAAGUGGCCGUGCCACUGCAACGGUUGAUGUCAACAUUCUUGACAAACCUGGUCCUCCGGCUGCUUUUGAUAUCUCUGAAAUCACCAAUGAAUCCUGCUGUCUGGCCUGGAAUGCCCCCAGAGAUGAUGGUGGCUCUCCAAUAACCAAUUACAUUGUUGAGAUGAGACCCACAGAUAAAGAAGAGUGGCAGAAACUGUCUGCUACAAUAAAACAAACUGCUUUCAAAGCUUGCAAACUGGUAUCUAUGAAGGAAUAUGUCUUCAGGGUGUCUGCUGAGAACCAAUAUGGCAUUGGGACUCCUGCAGAGCAUGUGCCUAUCGUUGCAAAGUAUUCAUUUGAUACUCCUGGGGAACCAACCAGGGUUCAGCCUUCUGAUAUCACAAAGGAUGCUGUAACUCUAACUUGGUAUGAGCCUGAUGAAGAUGGUGGAAGCCCCAUCACUGGUUACUGGGUUGAGAGGUUUGAUCCUGAGACUGACAAAUGGAUCAGGUGUAACAAGCUUCCAAUUAAGGACACAACAUACAGGGUGAAAGGUUUGCCAACAAAGAAGAAGUACAGGUUCCGUGUUUUGGCUGAGAAUCUUGCUGGACCAGGAAAGCCAAGUGCUGAGACUGACCCAGUUUUGAUUAAAGAUCCAAUUGAUCCUCCUUGGGCUCCUGGGAAACCAUUCAUCAAAGACAUUGCCAAGACUUCAGCACACCUGCAGUGGACCAGGCCUGAGCAUGAUGGCGGUGCUAAGAUUGAGUCCUACAUAAUUGAGCUUCAAAAGAGUGGAACUGAGGAAUGGGUUCGUGUAGCUGAGGAUGUACCAACAACCGAGCAUUUAUUGAAGGGUCUGAUGGAGAAGCAAGAGUAUUCAUUUAGAAUCAAGGCCAUCAAUAUUGCUGGAGAGAGUGAACCCAGUGAUCCAAGUGACCCUGUUGUAUGCAAAGAGAGACUUUAUCCUCCAAAUGCCCCACGUUGGCUUGAGGUGGUUAACAUUACUAAAAUCAACUGUGACCUGAAGUGGACUGAACCAGAUAGUGAUGGUGGCUCUCCGAUCACCAACUAUGUUGUUGAGAAGAGAGACGUCAGACGCAGGGCCUGGCAGGCCGUGGACACCACAGUAAAAGAUACCAAGUAUACUGUCACUCCACUUAAUGAAGGCUCUCUCUAUGUGUUCCGUGUUGCUGCUGAGAAUGCAGUUGGAGUAAGCGAGUUCAGUGAACUAGAGGACUCUGUUUUGGCCAAGGAUACUUUCACAACCCCUGGACCACCCUACGCGUUGACUGUUGUAGAGGUGUCCAAGAGACAUGUUGACCUGAAAUGGGAGCCACCCAACAGUGAUGGUGGAAGACCCAUCACCAAGUAUGUUAUUGAGAGGAAAGAGAAGUUAGGCACACGCUGGGUAAAGUCUGGAAAGACAUCUGACCCUGAAUGCAAGUACAGGGUGACUGAUGUUGAUGAGGGCAGUGAGGUGCAGUUCCAGGUCCGUGCUGAGAAUGAAGCUGGAGUUGGCCACCCGAGUGAACCUACUGUUUUCAUGGUCAUUGAGGAUCCCAUAAGUCCACCUUCUCCCCCAAUUGAAGUCCAGAUUGUUGAUGCCAGCAGAGAGCACAUCAACAUUACAUGGAAAGCUCCAGAAAAGAAUGGAGGAAGUCCAGUCACAGGCUACCAUGUUGAGCUGUCUGAAGCUGGAACUGAGAAGUGGAUGAGGAUUAAUGCCCGUCCUGUCAAAGAGCUUAGGUUUAAGGCUGAGGAAGGCAUCAUUCCUGAGAAAAAAUAUGUUUUGAGAGUUCGGGCUAUCAAUGCUAUUGGAGUCAGUGAUCCCUCUAAAAUUUCAGAUGGUGUCUUUGCCAAAGACCCUGACAGUGCACCAACCAUGGAUCUCGAGACUCAAGAUAUUGUAGUUGUUGAGGGUGAGAAGAUGAAUAUAAAAAUCCCAUACAGAGCAAUUCCGAAACCAUCAAUGGUCUGGAAAAAGGGUGACACUGAAUUAAAGACUGAAGACAGACUGACAUUGACAUGUGAACUUAAUCGUGUUCACCUGGAGCUUCUCAAGUGUAAACAUGAAGAUGCUGGCGUGUACACUGUUACUCUCGUGAAUGGUCUGGGUUCAGUAACUGGCACAAUCAACGUAAACGUAAUCGGCCUGCCUGGACAAUGUAAGGACAUCUCUCCGAGUGAGGUCACCAAGAACUCUUGCAAAAUCUCCUGGGAACCUCCAGAGAGUGAUGGUGGUAGCCCAAUCUUGCACUAUGUUCUAGAGCGUAGGGAAGCUCAGAAGAAGACAUUUUUGCCUGUGAUGUCGGGUGACAAUGUUUUAAGCUUUCUGGUCAAAGAUCUUAUGCUCAAUGGUGAAUAUUACUUCAGAGUCAAGGCUGUUAACAAAAUUGGGUGUGGCGAGUUUCUUGAACUCCGCAAUCCUGUUUUAACAGAAGAACAAAAACAACAUCCAGACCCACCAAUUGAGGUUGAGGGACACAAUCCCACCUCAAAUUCAAUUACUGUUACUUGGAUGGCACCACCAUAUGAUGGUGGAUGCCCAAUCACAGGGUACAUUCUUGAGAAGAUUGAAAAAGAUGGUGACAGAUUUGAGAGAUGCGUUCCAAAUCUGGUACCUGGUUUCUCCUACACUGUCACUGGCUUGACAGAAGGAAAAGAAUACCAGUUCCGUGUCCGUGCAGAGAACAUUGCAGGAGCAAGUGACCCAUCUCGCAGUACACCACUGAUUAAGGCUGCUGAUCCUGUUGAACCACCAAAGGUAUCACUUCAUGCCCGUAUUGCAUCUGGCCUCAGUAUCAAAAAGGGAGAGGAGAUUAGAUUGGAUGCUUACAUAUCUGGAUCUCCCUACCCAACUGUAACAUGGCUCAGAAAUGAUGAGAAUGUCAAGCAGCCGCCAGCUAAGAAGAAACCAGAAAUUGUGAAGAAGAAAAAGAAGAAGUCUGUGCAGCCUGAACCUGAAGAAGAAUUCCAUCCACCACUUUUAGAUCGCCUGUCAUUUGACCAGACCAAAAGCAGUGAGACUGCUCUGAUGGUGCGUGAUGCCAUCAGAUCUGACCAUGGAAAUUUCACUAUUAGAGUUGAGAAUACCCAUGGUUUUGCAACAGCAUCUUGUGACGUCAAUGUUCUUGAUAAGCCUGGCCCCCCUGUAAACUUUAGGUUUGAUGAGAUCAGGAACAUCUCUGUUGUUUGCACUUGGGAUGCACCUCUUGAUGAUGGCGGCAGUGAGAUCAUCAACUACAUACUGGAAAAGAAAGACAACACAACAGAUGAAAUUGGUUGGGUAACUGUGACCUCGACUCACAAGGGAUACAGUUACCCUGUGACCAAGCUUAUUGAAGGAAAGGAGUACAUCUUCAGAGUCACAGCUGAAAACAAGUUUGGCUGUGGACAUCCAUGCUACUCUGAACCACUUAUUGCGAAGAAUCAAUUUGAACCACCUGAUGCUCCCAACAUGCCAAGAAUUGGAGAGGUCACCUCCAGCACAGUUGCCCUCAGCUGGCAUGAGCCAAAGGACAAUGGUAGCCCUGUCUUGGGCUAUUGGGUUGAGAGACGUGAAGUCAACAGCAAAUAUUGGAUCAGAGUAAACGCCAAUCUUCUUAGUGCACUGACAGUUAAGGUUGAGGGUCUUAUGGAAGGCCUUGUUUACGUCUUUAGGGUCUGUGCCGAAAAUCUUGCUGGCCCAGGAGAAUUCAGUGUACCAACUGACCCUCAAACUGCAAUGGAUGCAAUCUUGCCACCUGGUCCACCUGUACCAAAAAUUGUUGAUGUCACAAAUACUACUAUUGAUAUCAGUUGGAUACCUCCCUUGUACAACGGUGGUGGAGAAAUCCUUGGAUAUCAUAUUGAGCGCUGUCUGGUUGGAGAGAAGGAUUGGGUCCGCUGCACUGAGUUUAGAUGCAAAGACCGCAAGUACACCGUGACUGGACUGACUGAAGGAGCUGAUUAUUACCUUCGUGUGUAUGCUGUAAAUGAUGCAGGACAUGGAGCCCCAGGCAUGACUGAACCUGUUCAGGCCAAAGAACCUGAAGAGUCACCAGGGGUUGAGUUUGAUAUCUCUGUAAGGAAUGGAGUCAUCAUUAGAGCUGGAGAAACAUUGCGUCUCCCUGCUGUUGUUACUGGGCGACCUGUACCAGAAGUUAAGUGGACAAAGGAUGAUGCAGAGCCAGACAAGGAGCAUGUAGUUAUUGAGACAGAAGUAAAGAACAGCACUUUAAGCAUCAAAAAUGCUUUGAGAACUGACCAUGGCAUAUACCAGAUCACAGGCACCAACCCCAGUGGAACCAAGUCUGCCUCUGUUAAGGUGGAUGUGAUGGAUGUUCCCGGACCAGUGGUGGAUCUUAAGACAGUUCAUGUGAGCAAGAAGAUGAUUUCAUUCACCUGGUCAGAUCCUCUGGAUAAUGGUGGAAGUGACAUAAUGGGCUAUGUUGUUGAGAGAAAGGAUGCCAAAAUGCACAUUUACAGACAACCCCUGGAAGUCGCCAGUUGCAAAUGUGACAUUGUUGGUCUGCUUGUUGGAGAAGAAUACAUGUUCCGUGUAGUUGCAAGGAACAAGUAUGGCCUUGGGGCUCCUGUUGACCUUGGACCUGUUUUAGCAGUGGAUCCCAAAGGAGUUCCAUCUGCCCCAGAGAAAUUGCACUAUACGGAAAGGACCAAUAACACUAUUACUUUGACUUGGGAACCUCCUCGUAGUGAUGGCGGUUCUCCAAUCCGAGGCUACUAUAUUGAAAAGAUGAGACAAGACAGCAAUGAAUUUGAUGUUGCCAACCGUCAACUCUGCAAAGACCUCACCAUCACUCUGGAAAAUUUGUCUGAGAACAUGAUGUACGACUUCAGAGUGAAAGCUGUCAAUGAGGUUGGUGAUGGAGAACCAUCCAAACCAAUCAGUGUCAAUAUUCAGGAUGACGAACAUUCACCAACUGUUAAGUGGUUGAAAUUCUUUAAAAAUGAUGCCAUUAUUGUCAAGAAAGGAGCAGCUAUUGAAAUUCCUGCUGACAUUUUUGGCCUACCCUUGCCUACAUUUGAGUGGACAAAGAAUGGAGUAGUUAUUGACCAACCCACUGAGACAAUGAUGUUGGAAUCAGAGGAGAUUAACAGACAAACUAUCAACACCAAAAUUGGUAUUCCUGAAACUGUAAGACAAGACACAGGCAUAUACAAGUUAACUGCCACAAAUACCCGUGGAGUAGGUCAACGCACAAUCCGUGUGGAUAUCUUGGAUCGCCCUUUGCCACCAAGAAACAUUGUGGUGUCUGACAUCAAAGCUGAGUCUUGCUACCUUACCUGGGAUGCUCCAGAGGACAAUGGUGGAAGUGACCUCACUAACUACAUCAUUGAGAAGAGAGAUGCCAGUAAAAAGAAGUCUGACUGGGAACAGCUGACAUGCUGCAUUAUAGACAGACGUUAUGGGGUGUACAAGUUGGAGGCCUAUGGUAAUUACCAGUUCCAGAUCAAAGCUGAGAACAAAUAUGGGGUCAGCGAUGGUUGUGAAUCAGAAAAGGUUGUACUCAAAGAUCCAUUUGGUCUUCCCGGGCCACCCCAGAGGCCAAGGAUUAUUAAACACACCUGCUCAUCCAUGGUGGUCACUUGGGAGCCUCCAAAAGACAAUGGUGGCUCAACUAUUCAAGGGUACUGGCUUGAAAAGAGAGAGAGAGGUGCUGUAUACUGGAGUCGUGUUAACAGAGCUCCAGUAACAAAACCAGCAGUCAAGGGCCUGGAAUACAAUGUGCUCCACCUUAUUGAGGGUGCCGAGUACAAGUUCCGUGUUAUGGCUCAGAAUGCAGCUGGCGUUGGACCUCCAAGUGAAGCAACAGAAUGCGUGUUUGCGGUUGAUCCAAGAAACCCACCAGGUCAACCACCAGCACCUGUAGUAACAGACAAAUCAACAAGCAGCGUGACCCUUUCUUGGACCCCACCAGAAAAAGAUGGAGGAAGUCCAAUAAAGGGUUACAUUGUUGAAGUUCAGGAUGAGGGUUCACAUGAGUGGAGAAGGAUCAAUACACCGGAGAAGCUGAUCCUGAGUAAUUCAUACACUGUGUCAGGGCUUAAAGAGAAUAAGAAAUGCAGGUUCAGGAUUGUUGCUGUAAAUGCUGCUGGUGAAUCUGAGCCAAGUCAAAGAACUUCUGAUAUCAUUGUACAGGAUAUUCUGGAGGAACCUGUCAUUACAUUGGAGGUCACAACUCAUGAACUUCUGAAUUGUCGUGCUGGAACAACCAUCAAGAUUCCAGCCACCAUCUCCGGCAAACCUGUUCCGAAUGUGACAUGGGACUUUAAUGGAACCGCUCCAACAGAGAAAAAGAAUGAGCGUCACACUCUGCCAGAGGAUUCCGAAGUAUCAUCCAGUGAUACAACAUCAGUAGUGACAAUCCCUGAAUGUAAAUUAAACCACUCUGGGCGAUAUAUCAUCACUGCCAACAACCAGGCUGGCACUAAAAUAGUUAAAGUGCGCGUGAAUGUACUUGAUUUGCCUGGAGCUCCAAAAGACAUCAAAGUCAGUGACAUCACACGUGGAACAUGUAGACUAACCUGGAUGCCUCCAGACUCUGAUGGUGGUGACAGGAUCAAAAGCUACUUCAUUGAGAAAAAGUCUGUUGAAGGAAAGGCUUGGACAAAGGUCAAUCCAGCUUGUGCAACGCAGUCCUUAGUUGUGCCAGACCUCAUUGAAGGACAAGAAUACUUGUUCCGUAUAAGAGCUGAGAAUCGCUUUGGUCUGGGGCCUCAUACCACAACCAUUCAGGGGACUAAAGCCAGGGAUCCUAUUCAUCCUCCGGAUCCUCCCACAAGAGUUAAAAUCGUUGAUGUGUCAAAGGGCAUUGUGACUCUGACUUGGAAGCCACCAAAAAAUGAUGGUGGUGCACCUGUGACUCACUACAAUGUUGAGCGUCUGUGGUGGGAUAGCAGUGGAAACCAGCAAGAGUCCUGGAGACAGUGCAACCGCCGUGAUAUUGAUAUCACCACUUUCAAAGUGGAGGAUCUCCACCAGGGUGCUGAAUAUGAAUUCCGUGUUAAGGCUGUGAAUGAGGUUGGUGCUAGUAGACCAUCCUCUACAGCAGGACCUAUCAUUGUUAUGGACCAGAACAGGGCACCUUCCAUUGAGCUUCCAGAAUUUAUGGAGGUUGAACAGGGUGCAGAUAUUCAUAUUGUUGCCAAGAUUAAGGGAUGUCCAUUCCCAACACUCACAUGGCAGAAGGCUCCACCUCACAAGGGUGAAAACAAGGUUGACAUUGAGUAUGAUGAGCACAUCAACAAGCUUGUGUCUGAUGAUAGCUGCACACUGCUGAUCCAGCAGGGCAAACGCUUAGAUACAAGCCUCUACACUCUUACUGCUAGCAACAGCCUUGGUACUGUUUCCAAGGAAAUGAGGCUUAAUGUUCUAGGCCGUCCCGGGGCUCCAUCUGCACCCAUUAAAUUUGAGGAAAUUCAUGCUGAACAAAUAACACUGUCGUGGUUGCCUCCUAAGGAUGAUGGUGGCUCCAAAAUUACAAACUACACUAUUGAGAGACGUGUUGCCAACAGGAAGACUUGGAUUCCUGUCACUAGUGAACCCAAAGAGAGAAUAUACACAGUCGAGAAUCUAAUGCCUGGCCAUGAGUACAUUUUCCGCAUUAGGGCUCAAAACAAAUAUGGUGUUGGUGAUCCUCUUGAUAGCGAACCUGAAGUAGCCAGAGAUGUGUUCGUGCCACCUGGUCGAUGCGAGAAGCCAACACUCUCUAGCGUCACAAUAGACUCCAUGACUUUGAACUGGGAAGAGCCAGACACAGAUGGAGGUACUCCAAUCACAGGCUAUUGGCUUGAGCGUAAAGAAACUACAUCUAAACGCUGGAGCAGAGUAACUCGUGAUCCAGUCAGGCCCAUGCCACUUGGUGUGUCUCACCAAGUUGUGGGACUCAUUGAGGGAUCUCAGUAUUUGUUCCGUGUGAUUGCAAUAAAUGCAGCGGGAUGUGGACCCCCAAGUGAGCCAUCUGAUCCAACAUUUGCCAGAGAUCCAAUAGCUCCUCCUUCUCCACCAACCCCAAAAGUCACUGACUGGACUAAGACUACAGCAGACUUGGAAUGGAUUCCACCCUUGAAGGAUGGAGGUUCAAAGAUAAUGGGCUACUAUGUUGAAUACAAAGAGGAGGGCACAGAAGCAUGGGUUAAGGCCAAAGACAAGGAAGUUAGAGGUACUAAAUUGGUGGUCACUGGACUGAAAGAGAAUGCAUUGUUUAAGUUCAGAGUUUUGGCAUUCAAUGCUGCUGGCUUGAGUGAACCAGGCGAAGUUGCUGAUGCUAUUGAAAUGAAGGACCGGAUAAUUUUGCCAGUCCUUGAGCUGGACAUUUCAGUAAAGGAGAAGAUGGUUAUUCAUGCUGGAGGUGUUAUUCGUAUCCUGGCUUAUGUGUCAGGCCAACCUCCACCUGUGAUAACAUGGAGCAGAGAUGGGUUCCCAGUCCCACCAGAAGCUGUUAUUGAAACCACUUCAAUCAGCUGCUCAAUGGUAAUCAAAGACUGCACAAGGGCACAACGAGGUGUUUAUACAAUAACAGCCAAUAAUGAUGGAGGAGAGGUGAAGAGGUCUGUUAUUGUUGAUGUACUUGAUGUCCCUGGUCCGGUGGGGGCACCAUUCACAGCAGAAAGUUUAACAAGUGAUUCAUGCAAGCUGAACUGGUUUUUCCCUGAUGAUGAUGGUGGAUCUGCCAUCUCCAACUACAUAAUUGAGAAACGUGAAGCAGAGCGCAAGGCUUGGACAUCUUGCUCUUACACAGCUGGCAGACAAAAUGCUGUAGUAAAUAAUCUGGUGCUAAAAAAGGCAUAUUUCUUCAGAGUUGCAGCUGAAAAUGUAAUUGGAGUAGGACCUUUCAGUCAAACAUCAUGCGAAAUUGAGAUUAAAGAUCGCAUCAAUGUUCCAGACCGUCCAGAAGAUCUUGAGGUGACUACCAUCACUAAAGACUAUAUCAGUUUGACUUGGAAGCCACCUAAGUACGAUGGAGGAUCUGAGGUGAUAUCUUACAUUCUUGAGGCUCGCAUGAUUGGCAAAGACAAGUUUGUCAGACUGACCAAAGAGAAACUGAUGGAUAGGAGAUAUACUUAUGAUGGUCUCAGAGAAGGCGACACCUAUGAAUUCCGUGUCAGUGCAGUGAAUGAAGUUGGUCCUGGCAAACCAUCCUUCUCCACUAAGCCAAUUAAAUGUAAAGACGAACUUGAACCUCCUACAAUUGAGCUUGACUUCCGUGAUAAGGUUGUUGUGCGUGUUGGUGAAAGCUUUGCACUCCAGGGGCGUUACACUGGAAAACCAGCCCCAUCUGUCACCUGGUCAAGGGAUGACAAUGAACUGAAAGCAGACAACCAUAUCAAGUUCAGAAAUACUCUUACCACAAUGUGUCUGGGUAUUAUGAAAGCUCAGCGUGGGCACAGUGGCAAAUACUGUGUGACUGUUGAAAACUGUACUGGUGCUCGUAAAGGCAUUUGCAAUAUCACAGUUGCAGAUCGACCAUUGCCUCCAGAGGGCCCAGUUGUCUUUGAGGAAGUUCACAAAGAUCACAUGGUUAUUUCUUGGAAGCCCCCUCUUGAUGAUGGUGGAUGUGAAAUUUCUAACUACGUAAUUGAAAAGAGAGAUGUAAACAGAGACAUGUGGACAACUGUAACAUCUGCCUCCACAAAAACCCACUGCAAAGUACCUAAGCUUGUAGAGGGUCGUGAAUACAUCAUGAGAAUUAGUGCUGAGAACAUGUAUGGCAUAAGUGACCCACUGGAGUCAAAAGAGAUGAAAGCUAAAGAUCUAUUCAGGGUACCUGAGGCACCUGAGCAACCCACUGUAAAAGACGUUUUUCGUGAUUCAGCACUGGUGAUUUGGAACCGUCCUCGUGAUGGUGGAAAGCCCAUCACAAACUAUAUCUUGGAGAGGAAGGAGCCUUCAGCUAAGAGAUGGUCUCGUGCAACCAGAGAUCCAAUUUACCCUGCUACACAGUAUAGGGUACAAGACCUUGUUGAAGGCUGUGAAUAUGAAUUCCGUGUAAUGGCAGAGAAUGAAAUUGGCACUGGAGAUCCUAGCCCUCCAAGUAAACCUAUUCUUGCUAAGGAUCCCAUUGUUCUGCCAAGCCCACCUGUUUUGCCUGAAGCUGUUGACAAGACUAAAGAUUCUGUGAGUCUAUCAUGGCGUGUUCCUCGUCAUGAUGGUAAAGGCAAAAUUUUUGGUUACUUGAUUGAGUAUCAGAAGCCUGGUGCAGUCGAAUGGAUCCAGGCAAAUGAAACUCCUGAAUCAUGCACAGACACCAAGUUUGUUGUGACAAAACUACCAGAUGGUGGAGAGUUCCAAUUCAGAAUUAUGGCUGUGAAUGCAGCUGGAAAAUCUGAACCUGCAUAUGUCAAGGAACCAGUGAAAGUUCAUGACAGACUUGAGGAGCCAGAGUUGCUGUUACAUGGCAAUAUGGCUCGUGAUCACCUUGCCAUGGUUGGGACAGACAUCACACUCAGUGCCACAAUUAAGGGCAUGCCAAUACCCACUGUCUCUUGGAAAAAGAAUGAUGGUGAAGUUCCUGCUCAUUGCCUUAUAGAGGUCACAGCAAGCGGAAGCAAACUUCACAUUAAGAAGUGUACCCGUGCUGACAGUGGCAAUUAUACUAUCACUAUUCAGAAUGCAGCUGGAUCGAAAUCUGCUACCUGCACUGUUCUUACUCUUGAUAAACCUGGACCUCCAAGGAAUCUUACCAUCUCUGAAAUCACAAGUGAGUCAGCUUACCUGACAUGGCAAAAGCCAGAAGAUGAUGGUGGUGCUGUGAUCUCCCACUAUGUUGUGCAAAAGAAAGAUGUUGCAGCUGAGAACUGGGUUUCAGUGUGUGCUGCAUCCAAAAAGCUGAGCCUCAUGGCUCAAUAUCUGAUGGAGGGAAUUCAGUAUCUCUUCAGAAUUGCAGCUGAGAAUCAGUUUGGUAGGAGUGCAUUUGUUGAAACCAACAAGCCCAUCAAGGCUGUUGAUCCUCUUUAUCCCCCUGGUCCACCCAAGAAUCUGCAUCAUGUGGAUGCAGACAAAACUGAAGUAUGGCUUCAGUGGGAGUGGCCUGAACGUACAGGUGGAAGUGAGAUCACUGGAUUCAUUGUUGAGCAUCAAGAAGAAGGUUCCACAGACUGGGUGACCUUCAAGACUGUCAGCAAUCCUCAAUGCCAUGUAACUGGACUUGUGGAGGGCAAAACCUAUAGAUUCCGUGUAAAAUCACAAAAUGCAAUUGGCAUUAGUCGGCCAGACACCACUGUGCCAAUUACUUGCCAGGAAAAAACCUUGGCUCCAACUAUUGAAGUUGAUGUGAAGCUUAUUGAGGGUCUUGUUGUCAAGGCUGGAAGUACAAUUGUCCUCCCAGCAGUCAUGCAUGGAAUCCCAACUCCAACAGCCAAGUGGCAAAGUGAAGGAAAUGAGCUUAAAACUGAGGGCACAUUUAAGAUUGUUACUGAAGGAAAUUCAACUGUCUUGACUAUUAGUGAAUGCGUCAGAAAUGACAGUGGAGAGUUUAUACUUACUGUGGCAAAUCCUGCUGGAAGCAAAUCUGUUGCUCUACAUGUCACAGUCCUUGAUGUUCCAUCUGCUCCAGUUGGUCCUGUAAAUAUCCUUGAGGUUACCCCUGAUCAUAUGACAAUCCAGUGGCGUCCACCAAAAGAUGAUGGGGGUUCACCUUUAAUGAACUAUGUUGUAGAGAAGAAGGAUGUCAAGAAGCCUUGGGAGCCAUGGUCAGUUGUGAGUUCUGGAAGUUCCAGUACAAAGGCCAAAGUCCCACGUUUGGAGAAGGGACGUGAAUAUAUUGUGUGUGUACGUGCCGAGAACAAAAUUGGCAUUGGAGCUGCCCUUGAAAGUCCUCCCACUAUUGCCAAGCAUAUGUUUGAUCCACCAGGCCCUCCUGGCCAACCAACAUGUUCUGAUAUAACAGAAAAUGCUGUAACAGUGUCAUGGACUGAACCAGAAACAGAUGGUGGAAGCCCUGUGAGUGGCUACAUUGUUGAGCGCAGGGAGAUGACCGGAAAAUGGAUACGUGUCAAUAAAACACCAGUCUUGGAUGUUAGAUACAGGGUGUGCGGUCUGUUUGAAGGCAACAGCUAUGAAUUUAGAAUAUUUGCUGAAAAUGUUGCUGGUGUAAGUGAGCCUUCAUAUCCAUCAGACCCUGUGAAAGCUAAACGUCCAAUUAGUCCUCCAGGGCCUCCAAGUAACAUUAAGCUGAAGGACUGGAGCAAGUCAUAUGCAGAUGUGGUAUGGACCAAACCUUCCAGAGAUGGUGGCAGCCCCAUCUUAGGCUAUGUUGUUGAAUGCCAGAAAUCAGGUUCUGCACAGUGGGACAGAAUAAAUAAGGAUCUAAUUAAGUUUUGUGCAUUUAGAGUACCUGGACUUAGUGAAGGCACAGAGUACAGAUUCCGUAUUAGAGCCUCAAACAAAGUUGGAGAUGGUGAGCCAAGAGAACUCACAGAAACUGUGCUGGCCAAGGACAUUCUUGUUCCCCCCGACGUAACUGUUGAUGUUGCUUGCCGUGACCUCCUAACAGUAAGAGCAGGGCAAAUCAUCAACCUUGUGACCCGUGUAAAGGGCAGACCUGAUCCAGAAAUCACUUGGACUAAAGAUGCAAGAGCUUUAGGCAGAGAUAAACGCACUGAGAUGAACAAUAACUUCCCUCUUGUUGAGCUGGUUAUUCAGGAAGCUGUUAGAGCUGAUUAUGGAAAGUAUGCAAUUCAAGCAAAGAACAGCAGUGGUCAAGCACAUGCUACAAUUAUUGUUAAUGUACUUGAUAUUCCUGGAGCCUGUCAGAAUUUGAAGGUUGCUUAUGUGACUAAAGAGUCAUGUAUGGUGUCUUGGGAAAAUCCAGAGGAUAACGGUGGCACUGAAAUUACUAAUUAUAAAAUUGAGUGCCGACAACCAAGUCAAAGGGGAUGGACAGUUGUUUCAUCUGACUGCACCAAACGACUUGUCAAAGCUCCACUUGUUGAGAAUUGCGAAUAUUUCUUCCGUGUGAGUGCAGAGAAUAAAAUUGGUGUUGGUCCACCAACUGAAACAAAAGCACCAGUCCUUGCUGUUGACCCAGUUGAGAAACCUGGUGAGCCAGAGAACUUCCAAAUCACUGAAAUUGGCAAGACAUUUGUCUUCCUCAAAUGGAAGAAACCAGAAUAUGAUGGUGGUAGUCGUAACCUUGCUUACCAUAUUGAAAAGAAACCUAAAGAAGCAGAUGAAUGGGAAAGAUUACACAAAGGUGCCAUAAAGGAAACCUAUUUUAUGGCUGACAGAUGUAUUGAGAACCAAAUUUAUCAAUUUAGAGUUCAAACAAAGAAUGAGGGAGGAGAGAGUAACUGGGUGACAACAGAUGAAGUUCUUGUAAAGGAGGAACUUGUACAGCCAGAGCUCAAAAUCAAACUGAUGGGAGUUCUUGUUGUUAAAGCUGGAGAUGCAGUUCCAAUUGAGGCAGAUGUUAUAGGUAAACCUCAGCCUGAUAUAAAAUGGUCUAAAGAAGGUGUUACUGGAGAUAUCACCAAAAGCCCAAGAGUGCAAGUUGAAACUGGCACCAACUUCACUAAAUUCCUGCUCACAAGUUCAAGACGUGGAGAUACUGGAAAAUACAUAAUUACUGGAACAAAUGCUGCUGGAACCUGUACUGCUGAGGCCAAGGUGAAUGUUCUUGAUAGACCAGGUCCUAUUAGAGAUCUGAAAGUGUCAGAGAUUUCUGUGGACCGAUGCAAGCUUACAUGGGAAGUACCAGAAGAUGAUGGUGGUUGUGAGAUCUAUAACUACAUCAUAGAAAAAUGUGAGACAAAGAGAGGAGUUUGGUCAAUUCAUUCAGCAGCUGUAAUUACCAAUUCAGCUAAAGUUACUCGCCUUAUCGAAGGAAAUGAAUACAUAUUCCGAGUGAGAGCUGAAAACAAAAUGGGUGCUGGCCCUGCUGUUGAAACUGAGUCUAUUGUUGCAAGGACCCAGUUUAACAGACCUGGUGCACCAGAUGCUCCAGAAGUGACUAAAAUUUCAAAAGAAGAAAUGGUUGUUAUGUGGUGCUCUCCUGAUAAUGAUGGUGGGAAACCUAUCACUGGUUAUAUUCUUGAGAAAAAAGAAGAGCAUGCCAUUCGGUGGGGCCCUGUUGUUAAGUCCCCAAUUGCAGGGACACAGAUGACUGUUACAGGUUUACUGCCUAAUCAUGAAUACCAGUUCCGUGUUAAGGCUGAAAAUGAAAUUGGGGUUGGUGAUGCAAGCAAGCCAUCCAGAUCAUUUACUGCAAGAGAUCCAGUUGAGCCUCCUGGUCCCGUUAGUAACUUAAAGGUGGCUGACAGCUCAAAGACAUCAGUCACUCUUGCAUGGACAAAGCCUACAUAUGACGGAGGUGCUCCUCUUAUUGGAUAUGUAGUUGAGCUCAGAGUCAAGGGCACAGGCAAGAAGGGGGAUGAAGGCUGGAAAAGGUGCAAUGUUGCUGCCCAGUUGAUCGGAACAGAAUUCACUGUCUCAAGCCUGGAUGAGAAGCUUGAAUAUGAAUUCCGUGUUUCUGCCCAAAAUCAGGUUGGCUUGAGUCAGCCAACAAAUCUCGAGGGAGCUGUGACACCAAGAGAAGUCUUGGAGGCCCCCGAGAUUGAUUUGGAUGCAGACCUGAAGAAAGGGUUGACAGUUAGGGCUGGAUGUCCAAUAAGAUUAGUUGCAACAAUUAGAGGAAGACCCGCUCCCAAGGUCUUAUGGAGGAGAAUGGGUAUAGAUAAUGUUGUUCAGAAGGGCCAUGUUGAUCUCAUUGACACUAUGACAUUCCUUGUCAUAUCUGAAAGUUCUCGUGAUGAUUCAGGCAAAUAUUCAUUGACUGUAUCCAGUCCAGCUGGAGAAAAGGCAGUGUUUGUGAAUGUCAAAGUACUUGAUACACCUGGACCUGUUGUUGGUCUUGAGGUUACUGACAUCACAAUGUCCUCUUGCAACCUCACAUGGUCUCCACCUGAAAAUGAUGGUGGCAGUAACAUCACUCAUUACAUGGUUGAAAAACGACAAAUUGAUCGCAAGACUUGGGCAACAGUGAAAGCUAAUGUUGAAAACACCACAUUUAAAGUAAGCAAUCUCGUCCCAGGAACAGAGUAUUACUUCCGGGUCAUAGCUGUAAACGAGUAUGGUCCCGGAGUCCCAAGAGUUACACCAAAAUCUUAUCUGGCCUCUGAUCCUAUCAGCAAGCCUGACCCACCACAAAAGGUUGAUAUUCUUGAGAUUACUAAGAACAGUGCAACUGUGGGAUGGGUGAAACCAUUGCGGGAUGGCGGAGCUAAAAUUGAUGGCUACAUUAUUGACUAUCUUGAGCUACCAAUGCCUAAACCUCCCAAGAAACCAGUAGAGGGUGAAGCUGAGGCUGAGCCUGGCGUAGAGCCUGUGGCUCCUCCUUCACCUGAACCUGUGGUUGAGGACAAGGAGGAGAAGGAGGAGAAGAAGGAGGAAUGGACACCAUACACAGUCGUAAAAGAUUUGAGCAUCUCUGUUGCUGGACUAAAGGAAGGAAGAAAAUAUCGUUUCAGAGUUGCAGCAAGAAAUGCCAUGGGUUCUAGUCUUCCCACAGAGACAAGAGAAGCUUAUGAGAUCAAGGAGCAGAUGCUGGAGCCCAAAAUCAUCAUGCCUGAACUUGUCACUGCAAAGGCAGGAGCAAAACUGAGGGUUGAGGCUCUUGUAUCUGGAAAGCCAGCACCAGUGUGCCAAUGGAAACGGGGAGAAAAUAAUGUAGUUUCAUCAAGCCGUCUUGCUGUGCACAAAUCUCAGAACAUGUGUGUGCUCAUUAUUAAGGAUGUUUCGAGACAAGACAGUGCUGAAUACAGCCUUGUUGCUGAGAACAGCACUGGAAAAGUUGACCAGACUUUGAAAAUCAUCAUCAGAGAUAUUCCUGGACCACCUGAGCCACCAUUUGAGAUCAGUGACAUCGAUUCUGAUGCCUGCACACUCUCUUGGAACAAACCUACUGAAGAUGGUGGUAGCAAUAUCACUAAUUAUGUGGUUGAGAAGUGUGAUGUAAGCAGAGGUGACUGGGUUACUGCUCUUUCCAGUUGUGGGAAAGCUGGCUGCAGAAUCGGAAAGCUUAUUCCUGGAAAGGAAUAUGCCUUCCGUGUUCGUGCUGAGAAUAGAUUUGGUAUUUCAGACCCCCUUACAUCUGAAAGGAUGGUUGCUAAAUUCCCCUUUGAUGUUCCUGGUGAACCUUUGAACUGCCGCAUCAACAAAGUGAACAAGGACUGCAUGUUUGUGGCUUGGGAUAAGCCUGAGUCUGAUGGUGGCAGUCCAGUUACUGGAUACUACAUUGAACGCAAAGAGAGGAACAGUCUCCUUUGGGUGAAGGCUAAUGAUUCUGUUGUUCGCACAACAGAAUAUCCUUGUGCUGGCCUAAUUGAGGGUCUGGAGUACACUUUCAGAGUGUCUGCUAUAAACCGAGCUGGACAGGGUAAACCAAGCAAGAAAACGGAGUUCAUCACAGCAAGAACACCUGUUGAUGCUCCUGGAAAGCCAGAGGUGCUUGAUGUUGCUAAGAACACAGUUACACUGGUUUGGACUAAACCAAAGAAUGAUGGUGGAAGCAAGAUAAUUGGAUACUAUGUUGAGGCCUUAAGGCUUCCAGGAGACACUUGGGUGCGUUGCAACAUAAGUAGUCAAAAUGUGCCUCGUGAGGAGUACACCGCAACUGGGUUAGAAGAGGGUGCUAAGUACCAGUUUAGGGUAAUUGCCAAGACAGCAGUUAACAUUAGCAGGCCAUCUGAAAUCACUGACCCCAUUCUGGUGUCUGCAGAAAAUGUGCCUCCAAGAAUAGAGCUUUCAAUACAGAUGAAAAAGAUGUUGUCAGUAAAGGCUGGGUCAGAUGUUUGUCUUGAAGCUGAAGUUUUUGGCAAACCAAUGCCCAAGGUUACAUGGAGCAAAAAUGGAGAAUUGUUAAAGGCUGACAAAGAAUUCAAGAUGUCUCAAAAGAGACAUCUCUUUUCUCUGAGCCUUGAUGCAGUUACUAAACUUCAUACUGGAAAUUAUGGAAUUCUUGCAGCAAAUGCAAGUGGUUCUACGACUGCAGAAAUACAACUCAAAGUUUUAGAUAUACCUGGCCCACCAGCCUCUAUCAAAUUUGACGAGAUAGUUUCAGAUCGGAUUAAGUUGUGCUGGGAGGCUCCACUUGCCGAUGGUGGUUCUCCAAUAACAAAUUAUGUUGUUGAUAAACGGGAGACAAGUAGGGCAAACUGGGCCCAGUUUUCUGCUAAAAUCAGUGGUGAUACAACGGAAUGUUCAGUGGAGAGACUAAUUGAGGGGCACGAGUACCAGUUCCGUGUUCGUGCUGAGAACCACUAUGGUACUGGUGAUGCCAUUGUAUCCGAUCCUGUUGUGGCAAGGAAUCCCUUCACUGUUCCUGGAGCAUGUGACCCACCGGUCCUUACAAACAUCACAAAGGAGUGUAUGACUGUAAGCUGGAAGGAACCAUCUGAUGAUGGAAAAUCCCCUAUCCUUGGAUACAUGGUUGAGAAACGUGAAACCAAGGAAGUGAACUGGACCAAACUGAACAGAAAACCCUUGCUGGAGAGAACACUUGAGGUUGGAGGUCUCUCAGAGGGAGCUCAGUAUGAGUUUAGAGUCAUUGCUGUUAAUAAAGCUGGCCUUGGCAAACCCAGUGAACCAUCUAAUGCUGCCUCUGCUCUUGAUCCUUUGUAUCCUCCAGGCCCACCCAUUUCUCCCAAGGUCACAGACACCACCAGCAGCACAAUUAGACUAACUUGGGCUAAGCCUGCAAAUGAUGGUGGAAGUGAAAUUUUGGGAUACCUUGUUGAAUGCAAGAGAACUAAUACAACAGACUGGAUAAGAUGCAAUGUACCAAAGAACCUUCAGGAUACCAAUUAUGUUGUGACUGGACUCUUGGAGAACUCAGAGUACCAACUUCGUGUUACUGCUGUAAAUAAAGUUGGAUUCAGCCUGCCUUGUGAAGUUCCUGAAAAACACAUUGCCAAGGAUGUUUUUGUUGCUCCUGAGGCUGAGCUUGACGCAGAGCUGAAGGACAUUGUUGUGCUAACGGCUGGAAGUAAAAUGAAACUUCAUGCCACAAUUAAGGGUCGACCAACCCCCAGGGUCAUCUGGGCCAAGAUGAACACCAACAUUAAGGACAGACAAGGAAUCAUAAUCAAGACGACAGACACUGAUACAUUGGUUUGUGUUGAGAAAGUAAACAGAUACGACGCAGGGAAAUACAUUCUGAAUCUUGACAGUGUAAGCGGAAUGAAGAUGUACACAGUUAUUGUCAAGGUCCUUGAUACCCCUGGACCUCCACUUAAUCUGAUGGUAAAAGAGUCAUCAAAGGACAGUGCCUCCAUCCUAUGGGAUGCACCUCUAAUUGAUGGUGGAAGUGAGAUUACAGGUUACAUUGUUGACAAAAGAGAUGCAGAAAGGAAAGCAUGGUCAAAUGUUUCAAACACUUGUACUAAAACAUCUUUCAAGAUUGAUGGUUUAGAGGCUGGUAGAUCUUAUUGCUUCAGGGUUCUGGCUCAAAAUCAGUAUGGAAUUGGUGAACCAUGUGAAACUGUGGAUGCUGUUAGAGCUUCUGAACAACCUGGACCAGUUAUGGACUUCAAGACCUUGCUGGUAACCAAGGACUCUUGUACUCUUUCCUGGAAAAAACCAUUCAGUGAUGGUGGAAGUCGCAUCAUUGCAUAUGUGCUUGAGGUCCUUAAUGGCGAAGACAAAUGGAAGGAGCUUCUUCGAUCAAAGAACAUGCAAUAUAGUGCAAAAGAUCUUGUUGAAGGAAGGGAAUAUAAAUACAGAGUAUUUGCAACAAAUGAUUCUGGUGAUGGUCCCGUGAAAGAACUCGCUGUGAUCGCAAAAGAUGUCAAUGUUUAUCCAAGAUGUGACUUGCGGGAAUUGCCUAACUUGAACUACAUUGCAAAAGAAGGAAGCAAUGUUCGUCUCAAGAUUCCUAUUAGUGGAAAGCCUGUCCCUGUUGUCACAUGGAAGAAGGGAGAGGAUGAAAAUCUCACAGACACAGGAAGAGUGUGUGUAGAAUCGACAGCUGUAAACACAACUCUCUUGAUACGUGACUGCCAAAGGACAGAUGCCUCAAAAUACACCAUCACUCUUCGCAACACUGCUGGGACUAAAGAGUCCACAAUUUUCGUCAGAGUUGUUGGUAAACCAGGAAUUCCAACUGCACCAAUAAAAUUCAAAGAAGUGACUGCAGAUGGUGCAACCCUAAAAUGGGGUGCUCCUAAAGAUGAUGGUGGAUCAGAAGUUACCAACUACAUUCUUGAGAAACGUGAUUCCAUUACUAACAUGUGGGUUACAGUGUUUUCAUCUGUGGACACAAACACUUUCAGAGUGACUGGUCUCCAUGAGGGAACUGAAUACAUCUUUAGAGUGAGUGCAGAAAACAAAUAUGGAAUUGGCGAAGGCCUCAAAUCAGAGCCUAUGGUUGCCAAGCAUCCAUUCAAUGUACCAGAUUCACCUCCUCCCCCACAAGUCAUGAUUAUGCGUCAUGAUUCAGCAACUCUUACAUGGUUAGAUCCAAGGAAAACUGGAGGCUCACCAAUCACAGGCUACCAUGUUGAAUUCAAGGAAAGAAACAGCAUGUUAUGGAAAAGAGCAAAUCCAACCCCUUUGAAGAUGAGAGAUUUCAAAGUGACUGGCUUAACAGAGGGUCUAGAGUAUGAGUUCAGAGUUAUGGCUAUUAAUUUGGCUGGUGUUGGAAGACCAAGUCCUGCCACUGAGCCAAUGGUUGCCUUGGAUGCAAUUGAUGCACCUGGGAAACCAGAUGUGAUUAGCAUCACUAGAAGCACUGUAACACUUCAAUGGACUGAACCUCAGUAUGAUGGUGGACACAGGCUAACAGGCUACAUUGUUGAGAGACGUGAUCUCCCAGCCAAGGUCUGGGUGAAGGCUAAUACAGUAAAUGUUGUCGACUGUGCAUAUACUGUAGCAGACUUGCAAGAGGGUUGCAAGUAUGAAUUUAGAAUCAGAGCAAAGAAUGGUGCUGGAGCAAUAAGUCAACCCUCUGAACAAACAGAUACCCUUAUGUGCACGGAUGAAUAUGCGGCACCAACAAUUAUAAUCGAUCCAACAGUCAAGGAGGGGCUUACUGUCAAAGCUGGAGAUACAAUUGUGAUUACUGCAACAAGCAUUCUGGGCAAACCCCAACCAACCUCUAUGUGGUCAAAGUGUGGAAAGUAUUUCAAGCCUUCAGAUGUGUGUCAGAUAGAAACUACAACUUCUUCUUCUACUCUUUCUAUCAAGUAUGCCAGUAGGAAGGAUUCAGGAGAGUACACAAUCACAGCAAGUAACCCAUUUGGUGUCAAAGAGGAAAAUGUGAAAGUAACAAUUUUAGAUGUUCCUGGUCCACCAGGGCCAGUUGAAGCAAGCGGAAUUUCUUCUGAAAAGGUCACUUUGACAUGGACACCACCUCAUGAGAAUGGAGGAUCUCCAAUCAAAUAUUACACAUUGGAGAAAAGAGAAACAAGCCGUCUCCUUUGGACCAUUCUUGCCGAAAAGGUUAUUGACUGCCACUUUGUUGCCAAUAAACUUAUUCAGGGAAAUGAGUACAUCUUCCGGGUUUCUGCUGUCAAUAAUUCUGGAGCUGGUGAUGCCUCUCAUUCUGAGCCAGUGAAAAUGGUGGAUAGAUAUGGUCCCCCAGGACCGCCAGCCAAGCCAGAAGUUGAAAAUGUUUAUGGAAAUUCUGUUACCAUUGCUUGGAAAAGACCAGCCGAUGAUGGAGGAAGUGAUAUAACAGGGUACAUGGUUGAGAGGAAAGAAAAGAAGGGCAUGAGAUGGACACGAGCAUCAAAGAAAACAAUUGCUGACCUCCACUUUGAAGUGAAAGGGCUGAAAGAGGGAGUUGAAUAUGAAUUUAGAGUAACUGCUGAGAAUAAGGCUGGUUUUGGUGAGCCAAGUGAACCUUCAGUGCCUGUGAGGACAAAGCUUGUUGCAGAUGUACCUGGUCCUCCAGUCAACCCAAGAGUCACCGACACAACAAAAACAACAGCUGAAUUGCACUGGGGCAAACCACUUAGUGACGGUGGCAUGGAAGUCACAGGAUACUUUAUUGAACACAAAAAGGAGGGAGAAGAAGAAUGGAUCAAAGAUACAACUACGCCUUUGAGGAUAACUGAGUUUGUUGUCCCCAAUUUGCAAGCUGGAGUGAAGUAUCAUUUCAGAAUUAGUGCAAUGAAUACAAUAGGUGUCAGUGAACCGGCACAAACAGAGGAUCUUGUUGAAAUUGUGGAACGUGAAGAAAUCCCUGAUUUAGAACUUGAUGCAGAACUCAGAAGAACGUUAGUUGUUAGGGCAGGUGCCUCUAUUCGUAUAUUUGUUCCUAUUAAAGGACGCCCAACCCCUGCAGUGACUUGGACAAAAGAGGACUCACCAUUGAAAACUCGUGCAAUCAUUGACAGUACUGAAUCAUACACCCUGUUGGUCAUUCCUGACUGUAAUAGACGUGAUGCAGGCAAAUAUGAUUUAACAUUAGAGAAUGCUGCUGGAAAGAAGACAGCUUCGGUGGUUGUAAGGGUUUUGGACUCCCCUGGGCCUCCACUCAGUCUGAAACCUAAAGCAAUUGACAAAGAGAGUAUCACAUUGGAAUGGGAAAUGCCUCUUAUUGAUGGAGGUGCCAAGAUCACCAAUUACAUCAUUGAGAAGAGAGAGUCUACUCGCAAGGCAUAUGCUGCCGUGAUCACACAAUGUGAGACAUGCUCUGUCAGAGUUUCUGAUCUGGGAGAGGGUUUGGAAUAUUAUUUCAGAGUUUUUGCUGAAAAUGAGUAUGGCAUUGGUGAAGCAGUUGAAACCCCAGACCCAGUCAGAGUAUCUCAAGCACCAACUCCACCAGAAAAUGUCAUUUUUACUGAUGUCACAAAGCACACAGUUAAUCUUGCAUGGACUAAACCAAAACAUGAUGGUGGAAGUAGAGUUACUGGGUAUGUAAUUGAGGCACAAAAGAAAGGUACAGAUCAGUGGGCCCAUGUGACAACUGUGAAGACUUUGAACUUUAUUGUAAAAAAUCUUAAUGAAAAUGAAGAGUAUGUAUUCCGUGUGAUGGCCGUAAACAGCUCUGGGCGAAGUCAUCCUCGUGUAAGCAAGUCUGUUGUUAUCAGAGAACAAAGUUCAGAACCAGAAUUCGACCUCCGUGGUGUGUGUCAGAAGACAGUUAUUGCCAAGGCCGGUGCUGAUAUAAAGGUUGAGGUGCCUGUUUCUGGACGUCCUAAACCAACAGUUUCCUGGCAGAAAGACAGUCAAGCCCUCAAAUUAACACAAAGAACAAUGAUUGAAACUACUUCUACCUCAACUAUCUUGAUCAUAAAUGAAUGUUUAAGAAGUGACAGUGGAAUAUACUCAAUGACAGGAAAGAACAUUGUUGGCUCAGUCACAGACAGCAUCAGAGUAAAGGUGCAUGAUGUGCCUGGACCACCAAAGGGACCAAUUAAACUGGACAAAAUAUCUCGUACUUUCAUUGAGUUCUCAUGGGAAUCUCCUGAAAAUGAUGGAGGUGUACCAAUCAAUAACUAUGUAGUUGAAAUAAGGGAAACUACCAGCCAGACAUGGGUAGAACUUUCCUCUUUAAUUAUUCGUACAACAUUUAAAGCAACUCGUUUAACUACAGGAGUUGAAUAUCAAUUCCGUGUCAAGGCCAAAAACAGAUAUGGUACAGGGCCUCCAAUAACCUCAGAGUCAGUGGUUGCUGCAUAUCCAUUUAAGGUGCCUGGGCCACCUGGAACACCUAAUGUUGUUGCUUUCACUAAGGAUACAAUAACAGUUGGCUGGAAUGAGCCUGUUUCUGAUGGGGGAAGCGACGUCAUUGGUUACCAUGUUGAAAGGAAAGAGAGAAACAGUAUUGUUUGGCACAGAAUUAGCAAGGCACUUGUGGUCGGAAAUCUAUUCAAAUCUACAGGACUAGAGGAUGGUGUGGCAUAUGAAUUCCGUGUGAUUGCGGAAAACAUAGCUGGAAUUGGAAAACCAAGCAAAGCUUCUGAACCAAUGCUUGCUCUUGAUCCAGUGGAUCCACCUGGUCAACCUGUCCCAAUACAUGUGUCGAAAAACGCCAUCACUAUUCAGUGGACAAAGCCAGAGUAUGAUGGUGGUUUCAAAAUUACUGGCUAUACUGUAGAAAAAAGAGAUAUUCCAGCUGGGCGCUGGAUAAGAGCUAACUUUACAAAUAUCAUUGAAACCACUUUCACAAUAAGUGGUCUAACACAAGAAGCAUCUUAUGAAUUCCGUGUACUUGCAAGAAAUUCAGCAGGUUCUAUUAGUAACCCAUCAGAUCCAUCAGACCCAAUUAUUUGCAAAGAUGACAUUAAAGAACCAAGAAUUAUGGUUGAUGCUAAAUUUAAAGAUAUUGUCCUUGUCAAAGCCGGAGAACUGUUCAAACUUGAAGCUGAUGUUGCAGGCCAGCCAUUACCAUCCAUGGUUUGGACAAAAGAUGGAAAAGAUGUUGAAAACACAUAUAAACUACAGAUUAAAAUGACAGAAAUGACAUCAGUCUUGAUCAACAAGGAUUCUGUCAGAAGGGAUGGCGGUGAGUUUAUUCUGACAGCAACAAACAUUGGUGGCUUUGUUAAGCAUGUUUUCAAUGUGAAGGUUCUUGAUAGACCAGGACCACCUAGAGGACCUCUGGCAGUUUCUGAUGUUACAGCCGAAAAGUGUGUGCUCACAUGGAAUCCACCUACAGAUGAUGGCGGUGCAAACAUUGAACACUAUGUUAUUGAAAAACGUGAGUCAAGCAGACUUGCUUGGACAAAUGUGGCAUCCGAAUUGCGGGUUAAUCAGUACCAAGCAACAAGGUUGCUCAAAGGAAAUGAAUACAUUUUCAGAGUUAUGGCUGUUAACAAGUAUGGUGUUGGAGAACCUCUUGAGUCUGAAGCAAUAAUUGCAGAAAAUCCAUAUGUACCACCAGAUCCUCCACAAACACCUGAGAUAACAGCAGUCACUAAAGAUUCAGCAGUUCUCUGUUGGGGUGCACCAGCUAGCAAUGGGGGAAGUGAAAUCACCAACUAUCGCAUUGAGAAAAGAGACAGGAUUAGUUUGCGCUGGGUAAAAUGCAACAAGAAGAAUGUUACUGACUUGCAUUUCAAGGUUACUGCUCUUGUUCCAGGCCAUGAAUAUGAAUUCAGAGUUUUUGCUGAAAAUGCAGCAGGAAUAAGUGAACCCAGUCCUUCAUCACCAUUUGUCAAGGCCACAGAUAGUCUUUUCAAACCAGGUCCACCUGGCAAUCCAAGAAUCCUGGACACAACAAGUUCUUCCAUCACGCUUGCAUGGAACAAACCAGUUUAUGAUGGUGGUUCUGAAAUUACUGGCUAUAUUGUUGAGACCUGUCUCCCUGGAACUGAAGAGGAGGAAUGGACAAUUGUCUCUCCUAAAGAUGGUGUAAAAGGAACAUCAUUUACAAUUAAAAAUCUUAAAGAAAAUCAGGAAUACAAAAUCAAUGUGUCAGCUUUAAAUAGCGAGGGUAUUGGAGAUGUAGCACCUGUACCAGGUUCACCCAAAGCUGAGGAACGACUCAUACCACCAGAGGCUGACCUUGAUGCUGAACUUCGUAAGAUUGUGAGCAUCAGAGCUUGCAAUACAUUAAGACUUUUUGUGCCAAUUAGAGGUAGACCAACACCGGAGGCCAAAUGGUCAAGAGAGAAUGAUGAGCCUUUAGACAGAGCUACCAUUGAAACUACAUCAUCUUUUACAUCACUGGUUAUUGGAAAUGUGAAUAGAUUUGACAGUGGCAAAUACAAUUUGACUGUAGAAAAUAGCUCUGGAACAAAGACAGUCUCUGUGAUAGUUAGAGUUCUAGAUACACCUGGAGCACCACAAAACUUUAAAAUAAGUCAGAUUACUAAAGAAUCUGUUUCACUUGUUUGGGAUCCUCCACUUAACGAUGGUGGCACAAAAAUUAAGAAUUACAUUGUUGAGAAGCGUGAGGCUACAAGAAAGGCAUAUGCUACAGUAAAUGCCAAUUGUCACAAAACUACUUGGACAGUUGACCAGCUCCAAGAAGGAUGCAACUACUACUUCAGAGUUCUAGCAGAAAAUGAAUAUGGCAUUGGUCUUCCUAUUGAGACCGGUGAAUCUGUUAAAGUGUCUGAGAAGCCACUUCCCCCUGGCAAGAUUACACUUCAGGAUGUCACAAAGAUGAGUGUAACAUUAUCAUGGGAAAAACCUGAACAUGAUGGAGGAAGUAGAGUGGUUGCAUAUGUUGUAGAGAUGCAGAGCAAAGGGAGUGAAAAAUGGACACAAGCUAUGAUUGUCAAGGUACCUGAAGCAGUUAUUACUGGACUUGCACCUGGUGAAGAGUAUAUGUUCCGUGUUUCUGCAAGAAAUGAAAAGGGAACCAGUGAUCCUCGUCAAAUUGGUGUGCCUGUGAUUGCAAAGGACCUUGUAAUUGCUCCAUCCGCUAAGAUGUUGUUCUCCACAUUCAGUGUCCUGGCAGGAGAGGAUUUGACAAUUGAUAUUCCAUAUAAUGCUCGUCCCAAAGCUGCCAUUUCAUGGCUAAAGGAAUGUGUUCCACUUAAACGAACAACCAGGGUUAACUUUUCCUCUACGGAUACACAGCUGAAUUUAGUAAUCAAAGAGGCCUGUAGAGAUGAUGUUGGCCAGUAUAAUGUCAAACUAUCAAAUACAGCUGGUGAGACAACAGUGGAUAUUGGAAUCGUUGUUCUUGACAAACCUGGUCCACCAACAGGCCCUGUUAAAGUUGAUAAAGUAACAUCCGACAGUGUUACCAUUUCUUGGAAGCCACCAGAGUAUGAUGGGGGCUGCACCAUUAAUAAUUACAUAGUAGAAAAGAAGGACACAUCAACAACUAAUUGGCAGGUUGUAGCAGCAAAUAUAGCAAGAACUCAAAUUAAGGCAGGAAGACUGAAGACAGGCUCUGAAUAUCAAUUUAGAAUUGCAGCAGAGAACAGAUAUGGAAAAAGCUCUCUGCUCGUGUCUGAAUGUGUUGUUGCACAGUAUCCUUACAAACUACCGGGCCCUCCUGGAACACCUUUCUUGCAGUCUUCCACAAAAGAUAGUAUGGUGAUAGUGUGGAAUGAACCUGUCAUUGAUGGUGGAGCAACAAUCUUAGGAUAUCACCUUGAGAAAAAAGAGAGAAAUAGCAUUCUUUGGAUGAAAUUAAACAAAAGCCUAAUCCAAGACACAACUUUAAAGACCACAGGGCUUGAAGAAGGCAUGGAGUAUGAAUUCAGAGUUUAUGCUGAAAACAUUGUUGGCAUUGGGAAGGCUAGUAAGAUCUCUGAGGGCUAUGUUGCCAGAGAUCCUUGUGAUCCUCCUGGAACACCAGAAGCCGUUAGAAUCACAAAAGAUUCUAUUACAAUUGCAUGGACCAAGCCAGAGUAUGAUGGUGGAAGCAAAGUCACUGGAUAUAUUGUAGAAAAGAAGGAAUUACCUGCAGGACGCUGGAUGAAAGCAAACUUCACCAAUGUCAUAGAGACUGAGUAUACUGCAACAGGUCUUACAGAGGACCAGAAAUAUGAGCUCCGUGUCAUUGCAAGAAAUGCUGCUGGAGUUUUCAGUGAUCCUUCAUAUAGUACUGGACCUAUCAUGGCAAAGGAUGAGAUUGAACCACCACGUAUCAGCAUAGAUCCAGAGUACACUCAAACAAUUGUUGUAAAUGCAGGAGACAACUUCAAGAUUGAUGCAGAUGUUCAUGGAAAACCAAUACCAGCAAUUUGUUGGAUGAAGGGUGAGCAAGAACUUGGAAACACCAUAUAUCGUGAAAUUAAAAGCACAAAUAACUAUUCCUGUUUGACUGUAAAGGAGGCCAAACUUGCUGAUGGAGGUCAAUAUACUCUACUGCUGCAAAAUCCAGGAGGAGAGAAAGCUGUGCAAGUCAAUAUAUGUGUCCUGGAUAAGCCUGGACCACCUGAGGGACCCAUCUCUAUCACAGGUGUAACCAGUGAGCAGUGCUGCCUUGCUUGGAAUCCACCUAAACAAGAUGGUGGCAGCAAGAUCAGUCAUUAUAUUGUUGAAAAAAGAGAGACUAGCAGACUGCUUUGGACAGUUGUUGAACCCAAAGUCCAAGCUGUAAAUCUUAAAAUAACAAAACUCCUAGAAGGAAAUGAAUAUAUCUUCAGAGUUUUUCCAGUGAACAAAUUUGGUGUUGGUGAGCCCCUCCAAUCAAGUGCAGUUGUUAUCAAGAAUCCAUUUACACCCGCAGAUGCACCAAAAGGAGUAGAAGUUUAUAAUGUCAAGAAAGAUUCAAUGGUAUUAACCUGGGAGGCCCCAACAAAUGAUGGGGGUACUCCUAUCACUGGUUAUAUUAUUGAGAAACAUGACAAGGAAGGCAUUAGAUGGACCAGAUGCAACAUGAAAACAGUUACUAACCUCACAUUUAAAGUUACUGGACUCAUGGAGAAGCAUCUAUAUGAAUUCAGAGUUUCUGCUGAGAAUACUGCUGGAGUUAGUGAGGCAAGUUCUGCAACUGUAUUCUAUAAAGCCCUGGAUCCUGUAUUCAAGCCAGGUCCUCCCCAUAAUCCAAAAGUGUUAGAUAUGACAAAAUCAUCUGUUGCACUUGCAUGGGGAAAGCCUAUUUAUGAUGGUGGCUGUGAAGUCCAGGGAUAUAUUGUUGAAGCAUGUGAAGUAAAAGCAGUCAUUGAGGAGGUAAAGACUCCAAUAGAAGAAGGAAAGGCUGCAGGUGAAUCAGCAGUUGCCGAAGAAUGGACAAUGUGCACUCCACCAACAGGUGUUAAACUCACACGCUUUACUGUGGAAAAUCUGAAAGAAAAACAGGAAUACAAAUUCAGGGUUUGUGCCGUUAACAAGGUUGGUGUUGGGGAGCAUGCUGAUGUCACCGGGCCCAUUCUGCCAGAGGACAAAACAGAGGAUCCAGAUCUUGAUAUUGAUGCUGAGUUUAGAAAGCUUGUACGUAUUAAAGCUGGAGGUUCUCUUAGGAUGUUCAUCCCUUUCAAAGGAAGACCAACCCCACAAAUCAAAUGGGAAAAAGAUGGUGAGCAGAUUAAGGAAACAGCACAGACUGAGACCACCAGCAGUCACACUUCUCUUGUUAUUGAUAAAGUCAACAGGGCAGACAGUGGUAAAUAUAUUGUGACUGCAGAAAACUCUGCGGGUGCAAAAUCUGAAACAAUUAUUGUGAAAGUCCUUGACACUCCAAGCGCUCCACUCAACUUCAAAGUGAAAGAAAUUACAAAGGAAUCUGUUACUCUUACAUGGGAGCCUCCAUUUUUAGAUGGUGGAGCAAAAAUAAAAAAUUACAUUGUUGAGAAACGUGAGAGUACAAGAAAAACAUUCUCUGCCGUUGUAACAAAUUGCCACAAACUCUCAUGGAAAGUUGAACCACUUCAAGAAGGUUGCAGUUACUAUUUCAGAGUGCUUGCAGAAAAUGAAUAUGGUGUAGGGCUACCUGCAGAUAUCACAGAUCCUUUGAAGGUUUCAGAGGUCCCACAGUGUCCUGGAAAAUUAAGUGUUGUAGAUGUUACUAAAACAAGUGUGUCUCUUUCUUGGGAAAAGCCAGUUCAUGAUGGUGGCAGUAGAAUACUUCAAUACCUCGUUGAAAUGCAGGUCAAGGGUAAUGAUAAAUGGUCUGGUUGUGCCAACGUAAAAACAUUGGAAGCUGUAAUCAAAAAUUUGAACCCUGGAGAGGAGUACACUUUUAGAGUAGUUGCAGUCAAUGACAAAGGAAAGAGUGACCCAAGAACACUUGCUGUCCCUGUGGAAGCAAAAGACCUUGUCUUUGGGCCUGAUGCGAGACCUGCAUUUAGCAACUACAGUGUUCUUGUUGGAAAGGACCUUCAAGUUGAAAUCCCAGUUUCUGGUCGUCCAAAGCCAAAAAUCACAUGGACAAAGGAUGGUGCAGCCCUGAAAUUCACAACAAGGGUUAACAUUUCUAAUACAGCACACACCACUGUUCUUAACAUCAAAGAAGCAGCAAGAGAAGAUGGCGGAAUGUAUGGAAUAAAUGUGUCCAAUAUUGUUGGACAAAAGGAUGCAACCAUUGAAAUCAUCACUCUUGAUAAACCUGGCCCACCAACUGGCCCUGUGCGAUUUGAUGAGAUAACUGUGUCAACUGUUACAUUGUCAUGGGAUCCUCCAAAGUAUACUGGUGGUUGCCCAAUUUCAAAUUACAUUGUGCAAAAGAGAGACACAACUACUACAACAUGGGAGAACGUUGCAAUUUCAUUGGCAAGAACAACACUUAAAGUACAACGACUGAAGACUGGAUCUGAAUAUCAAUUCAGAAUCAUUGCUCAAAACAGGUAUGGCAAGAGCUAUGCUUUGGACUCUUCAGCUGUUGUUGCUCAGUACCCAUACAGAGAACCAGGACCUCCAGGAACUCCAUUUGUGUCAUGCCUAUCAAAGGACCAUAUGGUUGUUGAGUGGCAUGAGCCAGUUUCAGAUGGAGGCAGUAACAUUAUUGGAUAUCAUCUUGAAAGGAAGGAGAGAAACAGCAUUCUUUGGACAAAGAUAAAUAAGACACUGAUUCAAGAAACAAGAUUCAAAACCAGUCCUUUAGAGGAAGGUAUCGAAUAUGAGUUCAGAGUCUAUGCUGAAAAUAUUGUUGGCAUUGGCAGAUGCAGCAAAAUCUCAGAGGGCUUCUUUGCUCGUGAUCCAUGUGAUCCUCCUGGAACCCCAGAAGCUGUCCAUGUGAGCAAAAAUUCCAUAACUAUCCAAUGGACAAAGCCAGAGUAUGAUGGUGGAAGUGUUAUCACUGGUUAUACUGUUGAGAAACGUGAUCUUCCAGAGGGACGCUGGAUGAAAGCAAGUUUCAUAAAUGUUAUUGAAACCAAUUUUACUGUCACUGGGCUGACAGAAGGUGCCAAGUACGACUUCAGGGUAAUCGCAAAGAAUGCGGUUGGAACUAUCAGCAAACCAUCAUAUAAUAGUGGACCAAUUGCUGCAUUGGAUGAGGUAGAGCCACCAAAGUUCUCAAUUGACCCAGAAUACACACAGACUCUUAAUGUGAAUGCAGGAGAUACAUUCAAACUUGAUGCUGAUGUCCAUGGUAAGCCAGUUCCCACAAUCCAGUGGUUUAAGAAUGACAAAGAGCUUGAAAACACAAUUAGAUGUGACAUCAAAUACACUGACAACAGAGCACUAAUUAUAGUAAAAGAUGCAGUCAGACAAGAUGGUGGAAACUACACUCUUCAGCUCACUAAUAUUGCUGGCUCUCAGAAUGUUCAAUUCAAUGUGAAAGUGCUUGAUAAACCAGGCCCACCAGAUGGUCUUCAUGUCAGAGGUGUGUCCAGUGAUAAAUGCACACUAAUAUGGCGUGCUCCACUUGAUGAUGGAGGAAACACUAUAACUCAUUACAUUAUUGAGAGACGUGAGACAAGUCGACUUGCUUGGACUGUGGUCUGUAAUGACUGCAAAACAACAACAUACAAAGUGACAAAGCUCCUUGAAGGUAAUGAAUAUAUAUUCCGUGUCAUGGCUGCCAACAGUUAUGGUGUUGGUGAGCCAAUUAGCGCACCAUCUGUAAUAAUGAAAGAUCCAUUUAGUCACCCUGGAUCACCACAAAUUAUUGAGGUAACAAAUAUUGCAAAGGACUCCAUGACUGUUUGCUGGAGUGCACCAGAUACUGAUGGUGGAAGUGAAAUUCUUGGAUACAUAAUUGAGAAGAGAGACCGGUCUGGAAUUAGAUGGACAAGAUGCAACAGACAAAAAGUAACUGAUGUAUGCUUCAGAGUGCAUGGCCUCAUUGAGGAUCAUGAGUAUGAAUUCAGAGUGUCAUCUGAAAAUGCAGCUGGAAUUGGAGAACCAAGCUUGCCAACUUCAUACUACAAGGCUUGUGAUCCCAAAUACAAACCUGGCUCACCCAUGCAUGCACAUGUUGUUGAUACCACCAAGACUUCAAUUACAGUAGCAUGGGGAAAACCGCUUAAUGAUGGCAGAUGUGCAAUUCAAGGAUAUAUUGUUGAGAUCUGCAAAGCUGAAGAGGAAGAAUGGAUUAUGUGCACUCCCCCUACUGGCUUACGUGUCAACAAAUUUGAAAUCACUAAGCUAACAGAACAACAAGAAUAUAAGAUUCAAAUAUGUGCCAUUAAUAAAUUAGGUGUUGGAGAGCCUGCGGUUAUUGCAGGAACUUCCAAGCCUGAGGACAAGCUGGAGACCCCUGAAAUUCACCUUGAUUCAGAGCUGAGGAAAGGCAUUGUUGUCCGCGCUGGAGGAUCAGUAAGAAUCAAUGUACCAUUUAGAGGUAGACCAGUACCAGAUAUGAAAUGGACUAAAGAUGAAGGUGAAUUGUCAGAAAAGACAGUGCUUGAAAAGGGUCUUAACUUCACCCAGCUUUCAAUUGACUCAUGUGAUAGAAGGGACUCUGGAAAAUACACUGUGACUCUACAGAAUAGCAGUGGCUCUGUAUCUGAUUUUGUUGCUGUUAAGGUGUUAGAUACACCUGGAGCACCACUAAACCUUGUAGUUAAGGAUGUCAAGAAAGACUCUGUCACACUUGUUUGGGAACCACCACUUAUUGAUGGAGGAGCAAAGAUCAAGAAUUAUGUUAUUGACAAGCGUGAAUCCACAAGAAAGGCCUAUGCAAAUGUAACAACCAAGUGCAGCAAGACAACUUAUAAGGUGGAAAAUCUUGCAGAGGGAGCCAUGUAUUACUUCAGAGUUAUGGCUGAAAAUGAAUUUGGUGUUGGUUUGUCAGUUGAAACAAAAACUGCUUCAAAGGCAUCUGAAGUACCUCAGCCAGUUGGAAAGGUUAUGUUGACUGAUGUGACAAAAGUAAGCGCAUCGCUGGCCUGGGAAAAACCAGAGCAUGAUGGAGGUAGUAGGAUUGCAGGCUACUUGAUUGAAAUGCAGCCAAAGGGAACUGACAAAUGGGGUGUAGCAACAAAUGUAAAAACAUGUGAAGGAACAGUCACUGGACUAACUGGUGGUCAGGAAUAUUUGUUCCGUGUUCUGGCCUACAAUGAGAAAGGCAAAAGUGAGCCAAAGCCCCUUGCUGCUCCAGUUAUUGCCAAUGACCUCACAAUUGAACCAAGCUUCAAGUUGCAGUUCAAUACAUAUAGUGUCAAAUCUGGAAAGGAUUUAAAACUUGAAAUACCUCUUUUUGGACGUCCAAAACCAAAGAUCACUUGGUCAAAGGAUGGGCAGUCACUUAAAGUAACAUCGAGAAUUACUACUUCCAACACACCAACAUCGACAAUACUACAGGUAACUGAAGCCUGUAAAGAUGACCUUGGAAAGUAUGCAGUUACUGCAACAAACAGUGUUUGUUCAGUUACAGAAGAUAUCAGUAUUAUUAUCCUGGAUAAACCUGGUCCACCCACAGGACCAAUAAAAGUGAACGAAGUAAGCAACAUUUCUGUGUCCAUCUCAUGGGAACCUCCAGAGUAUACAGGGGGCUGCCAAGUAAAGCAUUACAUUGUUGAAAAGCGAGACAACACUGAAACUACUUGGCAAGUUGUGGCUGGAUCAGUUGCCAGGACAUCCCUCAAAAUUACCAAGCUGAAAACUGGUGCUGAGUAUCAGUUUAGAGUCAUUGCUGAGAACAGAUAUGGUAAGGGUGCUCCUUUAGAUUCAAAGUCCAUUGUUGUGCAGUAUCCUUACAAACCACCUGGGCCACCUGGUACUCCACAUGUGAAAUCUGCCACCAAGGAUCAAAUGACAAUUGAGUGGAAUGAACCAGUCAAUGAUGGUGGCAGUUCAGUGAUUGGAUACCACCUUGAAAGUAAAGAAAGAACAAGUAUUCUAUGGACAAAACUAAACAAAACCCUUAUCACUGAUACUCUUUUCAAAAUAUGCAAUCUUGAAGAAGGCAUUGGAUAUGAAUUCAGAGUAUAUGCUGAAAACAUUGUUGGUAUUGGCAGAGCAAGCAAAGUUUCAGAGAGCUUUGUUGCCCGUGACCCAUGUGAUCCCCCUGGAACGCCUGAGGCUGUUGCAAUAUCUAAGAACCACAUUAAGAUUCAGUGGACAAAGCCUCAGUAUGAUGGUGGCAGCAAAGUUACUGGAUAUAUUGUUGAAAGAAGAGAUUUGCCUGAGGGCCGAUGGAUGAGGGCAAACUUUACCAAUGUAAUUGAGACAGAAUUUACAAUCACAGGCUUAACAGUAAACAAUCAGUAUGAAUUUAGAGUAAUUGCAAGAAAUGCAGUGGGUGUCUUCAGUGAGCCUUCGGACAGCACUGGGACAAUUACUGCUACAGAUGAAAUUGAACCUCCUAGUGUUUCAAUGGAUCCUAAGUACAAGGAUGUCAUUGUUGUCAAUUCUGGAGACAACUUAGUUUUGGAUGCAGAUAUACAUGGAAAACCCACACCUGAUAUUCAAUGGCUAAAAGAAGGAAAGGAAAUGGAUAAGACACUGCGCAUUGAAGUAAGAAGUACACAAAAACAUGCUUCUAUUACAAUAAAAGACUGUACUAGAUUGGAUGGUGGACACUAUGACCUAAUUUUAAGCAACAGUGGUGGAACAAAAACAAUUCCAAUAACAGUAAAAGUUCUUGAUAGACCAGGUCCACCAGCUGGACCGCUACAAGUAGCUGGCAUCAUGUCUGAUAAAUGUCAUCUGUCCUGGUCUGAGCCAUCUCAGAAUGGAGGUGCUAAUAUUUCUCAUUACAUCCUUGAGAAAAGGGAAACUAGCAGGCUAUCAUGGACUGUUGUUGAUUCCAACAUUCCUACUGUGAGUUAUAAAGUGACCAAGCUCCUGUCUGGUGAUGAGUAUAUCUUUAGAGUUAUGGCUGUCAAUAAAUAUGGCAUUGGUGAACCUCUGGAAUCUGAGGCAAUUAUUGCAUGCAAUCCUUACAAGCCACCAAGUGCACCAUCAACACCAGAGGCAAGUGAGAUAACAAAGGAUUCAAUAACUUUGUCAUGGGGUGCCCCAGAGAGCAAUGGUGGAACAGAAAUUACAUGUUAUCACUUAGAGAAGCGUGACAAAGAUGGUGUAAGAUGGACAAAAUGCAACCGGCAGAAGCUUUCAGAUCUGCAUUUCAAAGUAACUGGUCUGUCAGAGGGACAUUUCUAUGAAUUCCGUGUGUCUGCUGAGAAUGAAGCUGGUGUGGGAGAAUCUAGUGACUUAUCACUGUUUUAUAGAGCAAUAAAUGCCACAACUCCCCCAGGUCCACCUCAUCACCCUAAAGUGACAGAUCACACAAACUCAUCUGUCUCUCUGUCUUGGGGAAAACCCGCUACAGAUGGUGGUUCAUAUAUUAAAGGUUAUAUUGUUGAGAUCAAAGAGAUUUCUUCAGAGGAAUGGAUCAUAUGCACACCUGCAGCUGGUAUUCAAGCAACACGCCUCACAGUUGAAAACCUGAAGGAAAAUGCUGAAUAUAACUUCCGUAUUUGUGCAAUUAAUUCUGAAGGCGUUGGUGAGCCUGCUGAUGUCCAUGGAUCGGUGACUGCAUCUGAAAAAAUUGAAGCACCUGAGAUUGAACUUGAUGCUGACCUCAGAAAAGUUGUCUCUGUUCGUGCAGGAGGAUCCCUUCGUCUUUUCAUUACAAUUAGAGGUCGACCUGAGCCAUCCGUCAAAUGGGAAAAGGAUGAUGGAACUCUAACUGAGCGUGCUCAGAUUGAGUCCACAAGUUCAUACACCAUGCUUGUAAUUGACAAUGUCAACCGAUUUGACAGUGGAAAAUAUGUCUUAACACUUGAGAAUAAGAGUGGCACAAAAUCUGCAUUCGUGAAUGUCAGGGUGCUUGAUACACCAAGUUCUCCACAGAAUUUUGAAGUGAAAGAUGUAAAGAAAGAUUCAGUGACUCUCUGCUGGGACCCACCACUUACAGAUGGCGGGGCUAAAAUAACCAAUUACGUGGUUGAGAAGAGAGAAUCUAUAAGAAAAGCUUAUACAACUGUCACAAGCAACUGCACACAGACCUCCUUUAAAGUUGAGGAAAUGCAGGAAGGAGGCAUUUUCUACUUCCGUGUGUGUGCUGUUAAUGAGUAUGGCUUUGGUGUGAUGGCAGGAACAAAGAAUCCUAUUAAGGUUGCACAGGUACCUAUGCCUCCAGGAAAAGUAACUAUUGUGGAUGUCACAAAGAAUAGUGUGACACUUACUUGGGUGAAGCCUGUCCAUGAUGGAGGCAGUAAAAUCAUCUGCUACAAUGUAGAGAUGCAAACCAAGACUAGUGACAAAUGGGGUGUAAGCUGCACAGUUAAGGUUCCAGAGGCUACUGUGAGCAACCUAACACCUGGUGAAACAUAUUCAUUCAGAGUUAUUGCAUUGAAUGAGAAAGGCAAGAGUGAGCCUCAAGAACUUGGUGUACCUGUUGUAGCUAAAGAUAUUGAAAUUGAACCCUCUGUUCAUCUGUUGUUUAAUACUUACAGUGUUAAAGCUGGAGCUGAUCUUACUGUGGAAGUUCCUGUGAGAGGCAGGCCUAAGCCAGUUGUCUCAUGGAAGAAGGAUGGCCUUCCUUUGAGGCAAACAACCUCUCUUUCAAUUGUCAACACUAUCGUGUCAAGCAAAAUUGUCAUCAAAGAAGCUGCUAUUGAACAUGUUGGUAAAUAUGAAUUCACUCUUGCUAAUACAGCAGGCACCAUGUCCACAGAUAUCGGCAUUGUUGUUCUUGAUAAACCUGGGCCACCAGCUUCAGUGAAGGUUGACGCUGUGACUUCUGACAGUAUUACAUUGUCAUGGGCCCCUCCAGAAUAUGAUGGUGGAUGCUCCAUCAAUAAUUAUAUUGUUGAGAAGAGAGAUACCAACACAACAGAGUGGCAGAUUGUUUCAACAAAUGUUGCCAGAACCUCAAUCAAGGUACCUCGAUUGACACAAGGUUCUGAGUACCAGUUCCGCAUCUAUGCAGUGAAUCGGUAUGGAAAGGGCAAGCCAAUUGACUCUCCAGGCAUUACUGCGGAGUACACAUUCAAACAGCCUGGCCCACCUUCUACGCCCCGUGUUGCUCAUGCCACCAAGGUCUUCAUGCUUGUCACAUGGAAUGAGCCAGUUAAUGAUGGUGGUAGCACAGUCCUUGGCUAUCAUUUAGAACGCAAGGAGAGAAGCAGUAUUCUUUGGACAAAGGUGAACAGGACACUCAUCAAGGAUACUGAAUUCAAAGUAACGGGUAUUGAGGCAGGUAUGAUGUAUGAAUUCCGGAUCUAUGCUGAAAAUAUUGCUGGAAUUGGCAAGGCAAGCAAAGCCAGCGAGGCCAUAGCUGCACGAGAUCCUUGUGAUCCUCCAGGUCAACCUGAGAUAACUAGCAUUACCAAAUCUUCUGUAUCUCUUUCUUGGACAAAGCCUGAAUAUGAUGGUGGAGCCAAAGUCACUGGUUACAUAAUUGAACGUAGAGAUCUCCCAGAGGGUCGCUGGAUAAGAUGCAAUUUUACCAAUGUUGUAGAGACUUACUUUGAUGUUACUGGCCUUACAUUGGAUGAGCAAUAUGAUUUCCGUGUUAUUGCAAAGAAUGCUGCUGGACUAUUCAGUGAGCCAUCCUACAACACUGGUCCUAUUACAGUUAAAGAUAAUGUAGAUCCACCACGCAUUAUGAUGGAUGUCAAGUUCAGAGAUGUUGUGGUGGUAAAAUCUGGGGAAACCCUGAAGAUUAAUGCUGACAUUGCAGGGCGCCCUCUUCCAGUUGCAGCUUGGUCAAAAGAUGGACAUGCAAUUGAACACAAGGCAAGAAUUCAGAUAACUGGAUCAGAUACUAGUACUAUGAUAUUAAUUAAAGACUGCAAAAGGAGUGACUCUGGGCAGUAUGCUUUGACAUUGCAGAAUGUUGCAGGAAGUGUCACAACACCAGUAAACUGUGUUAUUCUUGAUAAACCAGGACCUUCAGCAGGGCCAUUGUCAGUAACGGGCCUCACAGCAGAGGAGUGCACAUUGUCAUGGGGACCACCGCAAGAAAUUGGUGGCUCUGAAAUAAUGCAUUAUGUUAUUCAGAAAAGAGAGACCAGCCGACUGGCAUGGACACUUGUACAUGGAGAGGUCAAAACCACAACAUUUAAGGUCACUAAGCUCCUGAAAGGAAAUGAGUACAUAUUCAGAGUAUUAGCUGUCAACAAGUUUGGACUUGGUGAAGCCCUUGAAAGUGAAAUUGUCAAGGUCAAUGAUCCAUACACUAUCCCAACAGCCCCAUCAAAUGUUGAAAUUACAAGUGUAACCAGUGAGGAAAUUAAUCUAACUUGGACAAAGCCUGCAUCUGAUGGAGGCAGUGAGAUCCUUGGAUAUAUAAUUGAAAGGCGAGAGAAAUCUGGUCUUCACUGGGUUCGUGUGAACAGGGAGCUUGUGACAGACCUAACAGCUGUGAUAUCAAAAGUAAGAAGAGGAUGUGAAUAUGAGUUUAGAGUUUAUGCUGAAAAUGCGGCAGGUUUAGGUCCAGCCAGUGACCCAUCUCCUUCAGCAAGAGCAGAGGAUGAGCUUUUGGUGCCAUCCCCACCAACUAAACCAAGGAUUCUGGAUCAUACCAAGAAUUCUAUCACUAUUGCCUGGAAAAAGCCAUUAUCUGACGGUGGUGCACAGAUCCUAGGAUACACUGUAGAAUAUAAGAAAUCUGAGGAUGAGGAAUGGAUAGUGGCUAUUCAGAUGACAAAGAGCAAUGAAUUCACCAUUUCUGGUCUUGCAGCUGAUGUAGAGUAUGUAUUUGCUGUUAAAGCAAUCAACAAAGUUGGUGUCAGUGAGCAGUCACCUGUCUCUGAGCCCCAGUCAGCAACUGAGAGAAAGGAGGAACCUGAGUUUGACGUUGACAUUGAGAUGCGAAAGACUUUAUUAGUCAAGCAUGGCAAUUCGUUCACUUUAACGGCACCAUUUAAGGGAAAGCCAGUUCCUUCAAUUACGUGGAAUAAAGAGGAAAUUGAUCUGAAAGCAAGGGCAAGCAUAGAAACAACGGAAACAUACACAUCUAUUACUAUUGAGAAAGCAACAAGAAAUGACUCUGGACAAUACAUUGUUACUUUGGACAAUGGUGUUGGAACUGCAUCUUUGCCCAUGGUGGUCAAAGUCCUUGAUACCCCAGGACCACCAACUAACGUGAAGAUUACAGAAGUCACAAAAGACUCUGCUACAGUUACUUGGGCACCUCCAGAGAAUGAUGGAGGAGAUGCUGUUAAGGCUUAUCAUGUUGAGAAACGUGAAGCAAGCAAAAAGGCCUGGGUAUGUGUAACAAGCAACUGUCACAGUCUAACAUACAAGGUUGAAGACUUGUUAGAAGGUGCAAUGUACUACUUCAGAGUUACUGGAGAAAAUGAGUUUGGGACAGGUGUACCAACUGAAACUAAAGAUGGAACCAAGAUCACAGAAAAACCAAGUCCACCUGCUAGACUCGGCGUUACUGCAGUAACAAAGAAUAGCAUCACCAUUGCAUGGUCAAAGCCAGAGCAUGAUGGUGGAAGCCGAAUUACAAGCUACCUCAUUGAUGCCCUUGAAAAAGGACAACAGAAGUGGGUUAAAUGUGCCAAUGUUAAAUCCAACACCCACAUAAUUAAGGGCCUGAGGGAAAAUGCAGAAUACUUGUUCAGAGUUCGCGCUGAGAAUCACGCUGGACUCAGUGAACCAAAAGAAAUGAUAAUCCCUGUGGUUGUGAAAGAUCAGUUGGAUGCCCCUGAGUUUGAUAUAAAGAACUUCCCACACAACACUGUUUAUGUGAGAGCAGGAUCAAAUCUUAAAUUUGAGCUUCCUCUCUCUGGUAAACCAAUGCCAAAGGUCACAAUGACAAGAGGCAAUGUUCCAGUUAAGUGCGGCAAAAGAUUCAGCUUUGAAGUAACCCCUGAAAGCCUUAAUGUCAACCUCAAGGAAAGUAUUGCAAGUGAUGCUGGAAGAUAUGACAUUGUCGCCUCAAACACAAGUGGAACAACCAAGAUGUUUGUAAACAUACUGGUCCUGGACAGACCAGGUCCUCCAGUUGGUCCUGUUGAAGUUAGUGGUGUGGGAGAGACAAGCUUGUGUCUCAAAUGGCUCCCACCUCUGUAUGAUGGUGGCAGUCCUGUCACGAACUAUGUUGUUCUUAAACGUGAAACAAGUACUCCAGCCUGGACAGAAGUGUCAUCCACAAUUGCAAGAAGUGCUAUUAAAGUCACCAAACUUACAAAGGGAGAAGGAUACCAGUUCAGGGUUAAAGCUGAGAAUCGCUUUGGCAUCAGUGACCAUAUUGAUUCUCAGUCAGUUACAGUUAAGCUUCCAUACACUAUUCCUGGUCCACCAUCAACACCAUGGCUGAGCUAUGUGUCAAGGGAAAGCCUCACUGUUUGCUGGAAUGACCCAGUAGUAGAUGGUGGAAGCUCGGUAUUUGGAUACCACAUCCAAAUGAAAGAAAGAAGCAGCAUCCUUUGGCAGACGGUGAACAAAAUAGCAAUCCCUGCAACUCAAAUUAGAGUGACAAAUAUAUGUCCUGGAAUGAUUUACGAAUUCAAAGUAGCUGCAGAAAAUGCAGCUGGUAUUGGAAAGUUCAGCAAGACAUCAGAUGAAGUGCUGGCGAUCGAUGCCUGUGAACCACCGGCAAAUGUGAGAAUUUCUGAGGUUACAAAAAAUUCAGUAAGCCUUGUGUGGCAGAAGCCUCCAUUUGAUGGUGGAAGCAAAAUCACUGGCUACAUGGUUGAGCGAAGAGAUGCUCCAAAUGGCAGAUGGACAAAGGCAAACUUUACCAAUGUCAUUGAUACUAAUUUCACUGUGUCAGGCUUGACUCAGGAUCAGUCAUAUGAAUUUAGGAUUUUCGCCAAAAAUGUAGUUGGCUCAGUUAGCAACCCAUCUCUAAUUGCAGGACCAGUAACUUGUGUUGACAUUUCUGGUGCUCCAGUAAUUGACCUGCCCCCAGAGUAUUUGGAUGUUGUGCAAUACAAAGCUGGUGCAUCAUUCAAAAUCAAAUUGGGAAUAUUUGCUAAACCCUUGCCAACUAUUGAAUGGCUUAAAGACGAAAAGGAAUUAGUGUCAAGCGCACAUCUGUCAAUUGAGAACACAACUGACUCAUCAGCCAUCAUCAUUAAAGAUUCUACUCGUCGUAAUACUGGAACCUAUGAGCUCAAAAUCAAGAAUGUGUUUGGCACAGCAUCUGCUUCUAUCAGAAUACAGAUUUUAGACAAACCUGGACCUCCAGCUGGACACAUUGAAUUCAAAACUGUCACUGCUGACAAGAUAACAAUUGCAUGGGAACCAGUGACUGAUGAAGGAGGUGCCAAAGUAACUCAUUACAUUGUAGAAAAACGAGAGACAAGUAGAGUAGUGUGGUCUACAGUUUCUGAGGCAAUGGAAGCACGUACUGUUACUGUCCAAAAGUUGGCCAGAGGAAAUGAAUAUGUAUUCCGUGUCAGAGGUGCUAACAAAUUUGGAGCUGGAGAUCCUCUGGAGUCUGAGCCUGUUAUUGCCAAAAAUGCAUUCGUUACUCCUGGACAACCUUCUACACCUGAAGCAACAGAUAUCACCAGAACAUCAAUGCAGAUCAUUUGGAAUAAACCUAGUGUAGAUGGUGGUAGCAUGGUUACAGGAUACUAUUUGGAGAGACGUGACAAGAAGAGUCUGCGCUGGGUAAAAGUGUACAAGGACCCCAUUAGUGAUACAAAAUCAAAGGUCCAUCAUCUUACAGAAGGAAAUGAAUAUCAGUAUCGUGUAUGUGCAAUCAAUAAAGCUGGGGAAGGUCCAUACACAGAUGUUUCUGACUUCUACAAAGCUGCUGAUCCAGUUGACCCACCAUAUGAACCAACUAAACUGAAGGUGGUUGACUCAACUAAAACAUCAAUCACACUUGGAUGGUCAAAGCCAGAGUAUGAUGGAGGCAGUGAAAUCACCAGCUAUGUUGUAGAAAAAAGAGUUGGCAAAGAAGGGGAAUGGACAGUGAUUAGCCAUAAGGGAGAAGUGAGAACUACAGAGUAUGUAGCUUCAGAUCUUAAACCAGAUAUGGACUACUACUUCCGUGUAUCUGCUGUUAAUUGUGCUGGCCGUGGAGACCCAAUAGAAAUGGAAGAGCCAGUACAAGCCAAGGAUAUUCUUGAGGAAGCCCAGGUUGAUACAGAUGUUGCAAUGAGAACUCACUACAUUGUGAAAGCUGGUAAAGAUGUUGAAAUCAUGGUUCCCCUCAAAGGCAGACCUGCUCCAAGCAUCUCUUGGAAAAAGAAAGACCAGAACAUUGACAAUGAUCCUAAAUACGACAUUCACAACACAGACUCUUCAUCAUGUCUCAUAAUUACACAAGUAACUCGAAGUGACACAAGUAAAUAUACCAUUAAUAUAUCAAAUGGUGUAGGAGAACCAAAGACACUAACUGUGUCUGUUAAAGUACAGGACACUCCAGCUGCUUGUAGGAAUUUGAUCUUGAAAGAUGUCACUCGUGGAAAAGUUACUCUUUGUUGGGAGCCCCCUCUACUGGAUGGUGGUGCUGAAAUUACCAAUUAUGUUGUUGAGAAAAGAGACUCUUCAAAGCGUACAUAUGCCUGUGUAACAAGUAAAUGCAAAGAAACCACAUGUGUAAUUGAAGAACUCUCUGAGAAGGCAUUGUUCUUCUUCCGUGUAUUAGCAGAAAAUGAGAAUGGAGUUGGAGAUCCAUGUGAUACAGCAGAGCCGAUUAAAGCCACUGAGACCCCUGGUCCAGUAAAAGACCUUUCUAUGAAAGACUCCACCAAGACUUCAGUAACACUACAAUGGAACAAACCAGAUUAUGAUGGUGGUAGCAUCAUUACAGACUACAUAAUUGAACAAAAACUCCAAGGUCAAGAAGAAUGGGCUCCUGCUGGCACAAACAAGCACUGUGAACAUGAAGUUAAAAAGCUUAAGGAACUCACUGAAAUGUUUUUCAGAGUUAGCUCCAAGAAUGAAAAGGGUACUAGUGACUUUGUUGAAAUUGGGCCAAUUAAAGUAAAGGACUACAUUAUUCCACCAGAAGCAAACCUUGAAGAGUAUCCUGGUGGACAGAUCAGUGUGCGUUUGGGACACAAUGUACACAUUGAAUUGCCAUACAAGGGUAAGCCGAGACCAACCAUUCUUUGGUUAAAGGACAACUUACCACUGAAGGAGAGUGAAAAGGUCCGCUUCAAGAAGACUGAAAACAAGGCCACUCUUAUGAUAAAAAAUGUGGUGAAAGAGAAUGGAGGCAAAUACACACUUACUCUUGACAACACAUUCUUCAGAAAAUCAUUUCACGUACAUGUUAUUACCCUUGGACCACCCUCUAAACCUAUUGGACCUAUCCGCUUAGAUGAGGUCAGAGCAGAAAGUAUCGCUAUAUCUUGGGAUGAACCAAAUGAUAAUGGAGGUGGAGAAAUCACUUGCUACACUGUUGAGAAACAUGACACAUCUCAGACAGACUGGAAAAUGGCUUGUUCAAGUGUAACUGGAACAUCGUUUAAGGUCCCCAACCUGAUCAAGGGUAUUCAAUAUCAGUUCAGAGUCUGUGCUGAAAAUAGAUAUGGUGCAAGUGAACCUUCGGUUUCACAAAAUGUCAUUGCCAAGCAUGAGUUCAGACCACCCGGCCCACCAGGCAUUCCAGUGGUUUACAAUGUUACAAACGAUGGCAUGACUAUUCAGUGGGAUGAACCAGUCUUUGAUGGAGGUUGUCCAGUCCUUGGGUUCCAUGUUGAAAAGAAGGAGAAGAACAGCAUAAUGUGGCAAAAAGUCAACACAGUUUUAGUGAAAGAAAGGGAGUACAGGAUUCUUGGUCUUAUUGAAGGCUUGGAAUACCAGUUCAGAGUCUACGCCCAGAAUGAUGCUGGAUAUAGUCGCAUGGGUGAUGCAAGCAAACCUAUUAUGGCUGUUUCUCCAGUUGAUCCUCCUGGUACCCCUGACUAUGUUGAUGUAACAAGUGAAUCAGUUCAACUUAAAUGGGAAGCACCCAAGCAUGAUGGUGGAAGCAAAAUUGUUGCCUAUAAUGUGGAGAAACGGCAGGGCAAAGGACGGUGGUUGAAGAGCAAUUUUACAAAUGUGACUGACACAGAAUUUACAGUGACUGGUCUUGCUUGCGGUGAACGCUAUGAAUUUAGAGUCAUAGCAAGAAAUGCUAUCGGCACAGUGAGCCCACCCUCUCAGUCUUCUGGUUAUGUCGUCAUCAGAGAUGAGAGCUUUCCUCCAAACAUUCAGUUUGGCCAAGAGUACUUUGAGGGAGUCUCUAUUAAAGCUGGAGAAAACAUCAGGCUCAAAGUUGCUAUCACUGGAAGACCAACACCAAAAGUUACCUGGUUCAGGGAUAAUAUUGAAUUAACCAAGAAAAUGGUUGAUAUCACAACAGUUUCUGGAUCAAGUACCCUCUUUAUAAGAGAUGCUGACCGUAGAAACCGUGGUCUUUAUACUGUGGAAGCCACAAAUCCCUUAGGAAGUAAAAAAGAAUCAAUGAAAGUUGAAGUCUUUGAUACACCCGGAGAGCCUGUUGGUCCAGUCACAUUCUCAGAUAUCUCUGAGGGCAAAGUAACACUUUCAUGGAAUCCACCUGAGAAUGAUGGCUGUUCUGAGGUCACUCAUUACAUUGUUGAGAAGCGUGAAACUUCGAAACUUUCAUGGGCACUUGUCACAGAUGAGUGCUUGGGAUGCACAUACACUUCCACCAAACUGAUCAAGACAAACGAGUACCAGUUCCGUGUUUCUGCAGUCAAUAGGUUUGGUGUUAGCAGACCACUGGAUUCAGCUCCUGUGAUUGCACAGAUGCAAUACAGUGUUCCAGAUUCUCCUGGAACUCCAGAUGCAACAGAUGUCGAUGGAGAAAGUAUCACAAUCAACUGGGCUCCUCCAACACAUGAUGGUGGAAACCCAAUAAAAUAUUACAUUGUGGAAAGGCGUGAAAAGAAGACUGGUCGUUGGCUGAAAGUCCUAACAAGGAAACCCAUUGUUGAGGCUGCACACAGAGUGACUCAUCUAACUGAGAAUGUGGAGUAUGAAUUCCGUGUGUAUGCUGUAAAUGAUGCUGGAAUUGGAGCACCAAGCAACAUUUCAAUGGCAAUUAAAUGUACUGAGCCAACAGAAGAACCUGAUGCCCCAUCUAUUGUCAAUGUGACUGACACUACCAAUACGUCUGUCAGCUUGGAAUGGACCAGACCUGCCUAUGAUGGUGGAAUGGAAAUCCAUGGCUACAUUAUUGAAAUGUGCAAGGGAUCCGAAGAGGAAUGGCGCAGAGUCAAUGAGGAUCUUUGUGCUGUCACAAAAUACACUGUCAUUGGUUUGGAAACCACGGCAGAGUACAAGUUCCGUAUUUGUGCAGUCAAUUCUGUUGGAAAGGGCGAAGCCAAAGAAAUAUCUGAGUCUGUACAGGCAGUAGACAGGUUCUUGGCACCAGAAAUUGACAUAGAUGCAUCCUUUAAACAGACACAUAUUGUAAAAAGUGGAGGAAGUGUAUGUAUCCAUAUUGCCUUUAAGGGAAAGCCAACACCUACAGCUUCAUGGACAAAAGUGGAUGGAGAACUUGGUGUUAUGACAGACAUCGCCACUACUGAGACAUUCACGGCUUUGACACUGGAAAAUUGCACUAGAAAUGAUACUGGAAAAUACACUCUCACUCUUGAGAACAGUAGUGGCAAUAAAUCUAUUACUAUUGCAGUCAAAGUGUUAGACACACCUGGUGUACCAGGGGCUCUCUCCAUCAAGGAAGUAACGAGAGGAGCUCUCACAAUUGCUUGGGAACCUCCUAUCAACGAUGGUGGUGCACGUGUUCAUCAUUACAUUGUUGAGAAACGUGAGGCUAGCCGUCGUACAUGGACAGAGGCAGCACCCAAGACCACUCAAACAAGCCUGAGAAUUUCUGAUCUCCUGGAAGGUGUACCUUAUUUCUUUAAAGUCAUGGCUGAGAAUCAGUAUGGUCUUGGUGAAGCAUAUGAAAUGCCGGACCCAGUUAUUGCCACAGCUGAACCUUCUGCACCGAAGAGAGUUGAUAUUAUUGAUACAACUGACACAUCAGCAACCCUGGCCUGGCUCAAGCCGGAGCAUGAUGGAGGAAGCCGUAUCACAGGCUACUGUGUGGAGUCAAAGGCUAAAGACUCAGAUAAAUGGGUUGUUUGUGGCACAACGAAAAACCUAAGCCUUGUAAUUGAAGGACUUAUAGAAAACAGUGAGUAUGAAUUCCGUGUAAAGGCAAAGAAUGAUGCUGGGUUCAGUGUGCCAAGGGAAGCUUUCUCCUCAGUCAUCAUUAAAGAGCCACGAAUUGAACCUACCGCCGACCUCAGUGGCAUCACCAACCAACUCAUUAUUAGCAGGAUUGGUGAAUUGUUUGAGAUUGAUGUUCCAAUUAGUGGAAGACCUGCUCCAAAGGUAUCCUGGAAGCUUGAGGAAAUGAAGCUAAAAGAAACUGACAGGGUGUCAAUCAAGACUACCAAAAACAGGACCACUCUCUCAGUUAAAGACAGCAUGAGAGGUGAUGGAGGCAGAUAUUUCCUAACUCUUGAGAAUGUCACAGGGUCAAAGACUUUCAGUGUCACUGUCAAUGUUAUUGGCAGACCAAGCCCUCCAGAGGGCCCUAUUGAGAUUUCCUCAAUUACAUCAGAGUCAUGCGUACUAUCAUGGAAUCCACCUGAGGAUGAUGGUGGAACAGACAUCACAAACUACAUUGUCGAGAAGCGUGAAUCUGGCUCCACUGCUUGGCAGCUUAUUAACUCAAGUGUAAAGCAAACUUCUUUCCAUGUUUCACAUCUAACUAAAUACAUGCAGUACACUUUCCGUGUCUGUGCUGAAAACCGUUUCGGUGUGAGCAAACCAACAGAAUCUGAGACGAUUGUUGCAGAGCAUCCAUUUGUUCCUUCAGGCCCUCCAACAAAACCAGAAGUGUUCUCUGUAACCGCCAACAGCAUGAGCAUUCGUUGGGAGGAACCAUACCAUGAUGGUGGCAGCAAGGUCACUGGAUACUGGAUCGAAAAGAAGGAGCGUAACACAAUUCUCUGGGUGAGAGAAAACAAGAUUCCCUGCUUUGAAUGCUACUACAGGGUGGAAGGCCUUGUUGAGGGUCUUGAAUAUCAGUUCAGAGUGUAUGCAAUGAAUAGUGCUGGCCUCAGCAAAGCAAGUGAAGCAUCAAAGAAAUCUGUGGCACAAAAUCCAGUUGAUCCUCCAGGAAAACCAGAAGUUACAAAUGUAUCAAGAUCAACAGUCUCAAUCAAGUGGUCUGUGCCUCUAAACGAUGGUGGAAGCCAAAUCACAGGCUACAUUGUUGAGCGAAAGCCAUAUACCGUCACUGGAGAAGGUCGCUGGCUUAAGUGUAACUACACUAAUGUUACUGACACAAAUUUCACUGUCACUGCACUGGGAGAAGGAGAGGAAUAUGAAUUCCGUGUCAUUGCUAAAAAUGCUAAUGGAGUAUUGAGCCAGCCAUCAGUUUCAACAGGACCAGUGACCUGCAAAGCAGAAUACACUCCUCCUAAAGCAGAGCUGGACAGCAAACUCCUUGUGGACACAGUUACUAUCAGAGCUGGAUCUGAUUUAGUGCUAGAUGCUGCUGUUGGUGGAAAACCUGAGCCAAAAGUAAGCUGGGCCAAGGGUACGAAAGAGCUAGAACUUUGUGAAAAAUAUUCUCUCCAGUACUCUAGUACCCGAGCUCUGGCAAUCAUCAAGUUCUGUGACAGAGAUGACACUGGGAAGUAUGUUCUGACAGUUAAGAAUGCUAGUGGAACAAAAACCGCUGAGGUCAAUGUUAAAGUGCUUGAUACACCUGGUCCUUGUCUGGAGAUUACAGUCAGCAAUGUAUCUGAGGAAAAAUGCACAGUGUCUUGGAAAGAGCCACUGGAGGAUGGUGGUGACCCAAUCACACAUUACAUUGUUGAAAGAAGAGAUACCAAUAGACUUACCUGGGUUAUCAUGGAGGCUGAAUGCAAAACCUUAACAUACGAAAUUAAAAGACUUUUCAAGAACAACGAAUAUAUAUUCCGUGUGAGAGGUGUGAACAAGUAUGGCUCUGGCGUGGUUGUACAGUCUACCCCCAUCUUUGCCAGAAAUUCAUUCACUGUCCCAUCACCCCCUGGGGCCCCAGAAAUCCUUGCAGUUGGAAAAGACUUUGCAACGAUCGAGUGGCUGAAGCCUGAGAGCGAUGGUGGCAGUGAAGUCACAAACUACUUAAUUGAGUUUCAUGAAAGAAAGAGUGUUAGAUGGAUCAAGGUUAACAGAGAUUCUAUUCUCAAGGACACAUCUUUCAAAGUCACUGGUCUCCAUGAAGGCAACAUUUACCAGUUCCGCAUUACAGCCAUGAAUGCAGCUGGAGAUAGUGAACCUAGUGAGGUGUCAAUGUAUGCAGUAUGUAGAGUACCAACCGGCACUUCAGGUCCACCCUCAAUUCCACGGGUUACUGACACACACAAAGAGAGUGUUAGUCUUGCUUGGACACGACCAGUUGAAGAUGGUGGUGCUGAUGUUAUUGGUUAUGUUCUUGAGAUGCAAGAAGCUGGUGCAGAGGAAUGGACAAAAGUGCAUGAAAAGAAUCUUAGAGUUACAGAACACAUAGUUACAGGCCUUUCUGCUGGCAAAAAGUACUGUUUCAGAGUUGCAGCAGUCAAUGUAAAUGGGAUCGGUGACGUCAGUGAUCCUUGUGCAGAGACUGAGCCUGUAGAAAGAAUUGAAAUUCCUGACCUUGAGCUGCCUGAUGAACUGACAAAGACAAUUUGUCUGAGAGCAGGAAGUUCUCUGCGCCUACAUAUUACUGUUACUGGUAGACCAAUCCCAACUGUAACCUGGAGCAAACCUGGUGUGGACCUCCAAAAUCGUGGCUUUAUUGAAGUGACCAAUACUGCCACAACUCUCAUUAUUGACAAGGUGCACCGCUAUGAUGCUGGUAGAUAUACAAUUGAAGCUUCCAAUUCUGCUGGGAAGAAGGAUGCAAGCAUCCUUGUGAAAAUCUAUGAUACACCUGGUCCACCUGGUCCAAUUAAGAUGAAAGAGCUCACAAAAGACUCUGCUCAUAUUACUUGGGAUGCUCCUGAGGUUGAUGGUGGAGCACCUGUCAACAAUUACAUCAUUGAAAGACGAGAGGCAUCAAUGAGAGCUUACAAAACGGUCACAUCAAAAUGCAGCAAGACAUCCUACAAAAUUGCUGGUCUGACAGAAGGAAUGCUGUAUUAUUUCAGAGUCUUACCAGAGAAUAUCUAUGGUGUUGGUGAACCUUGUGAGACAGGCGAUGUUGUGUUGGUGUGCGAAGUUCCACUGCCACCAGCCAAGCUUGAAGUUGUAGAUGUAACCAAAUCCAGUGUUUCACUUGCAUGGGAGAAACCUUUACAUGAUGGAGGCAGCAGACUCACUGGCUACAUUGUUGAGGCUUGUAAGGCUGGUACUGACAAGUGGAUGAAGGUGGCAACUUUGAAACUUACAGACUUUGAGUUCACUAUCGUGUCACUGAAUGAGAAUGAGCAGUACCUCUUCAGGGUACGUGCUGUCAACAGCAGAGGAGCUGGUGAGCCAAAAGAAACUGUGACAGCUGUGACAGUUCAAGAACAAAGAGUUAUGCCAAAGGUUGAUCUAUCAACUAUUCCACAAAAGAUGAUCAGUGUUUUGGCAGGCAAACCCCUUGAGCUUGACUUGCCAAUCAUAGGAAGACCACCACCAGUUUGCUCUUGGUUCUUCAAUGACAAUAGGAUAAAGAUUGUGGAGCGUGUGAAGAUGAAGUCAACUGGAAAAUUCUCUAAAUUAACUAUUCUUGACACCACCAUUGAUGACAGUGGACUGUAUACUCUAGAGGUGAAAAACGUAACAGGAGUAAUUACUGAAAACAUCAAAGUCAUCAUUCUUUCUAAACCUGAUGAGCCUCAAGGACCAAUUAGAUUAGAUGAAAUUGAUGCAACAUCAGUCACGAUAAGCUGGGAUCCACCUAUGAGAGAUGGUGGUGCACCAAUUAGCAACUAUGUGGUUGAACAACGUGAUGCUCAUCGCCCAGGAUGGGUACCUGUUUCAGAAUCAGUUAGCAGACCAACAUUCAAAUUUAACAGAUUGACAGAGGGCGAUGAAUAUGUGUUCCGGGUUGCAGCAACCAAUCGUUAUGGCACUGGGGAGUACUUACAGUCAGAAGUCGUGAUGUGCAAGAGCUCCAAAUCCAUUCCCGGGCCGCCUGGAAGACCCAUUGUCUUUGAUGUAUCACGUGAUGGCAUGACUGUUGCAUGGGAGCCACCAGAUGAGGAUGGAGGAUUAGAGGUGUCUGGCUACAUUAUUGAACGCAAGGAGGUCAGAGCUGACAGGUGGAUCCGUGCUAAUAAAAAUCCAGUAACAAUGACAAGAUACAGAUCCACUGGUUUAAUCGAAGGCCUGGAAUAUGAGCACAGAGUGACAGCCGUCAAUGCUCGUGGUGUUGGCAAACCUAGCCUUCUUUCUAAACCAGCAGUAGCAAAUGAUCCAGUUGAUCCACCUGGAUCACCUCAAAACCCACGAGUCACAGAUACCACAAAAUCGUCUGUGUCUUUGGCCUGGAGUCCUCCAGAUGAGGAGGGUGGUGCUAAGGUUACAGGCUAUCUAAUUGAGAUGCAAAAAAUUGGUUCAGUAACCUGGAUGAAGUGCAACACUACACCUUCACUGAUCUGUGAAUAUACUUUGACACAAAUGCCACAAGGAGAGGAAUUCAAAUUCCGUGUCAUGGCUUGCAAUGCUGGUGGUCCAGGUGAACCAGCUGAAGUACCUGGAGUGGUGACCAUAACAGAGAUGCUUGAUCCUCCAAGUUAUGACCUUGAAGCAAAAUACAAAGAUGUACUUGUAGUCAGAUCUGGAGGUGUAAUCAAACUUUCAGUGCCCAUCAAAGGUAAACCUACUCCUACCAGCAAAUGGACCAAGGAUGGAUCAGAGGUGUCCAACCGUGCAAUGAUUGCCUCUAAUGAAGACGUAUCCGAGCUUGUAAUCAAACAGGCUGAAAGGUCUGAUUCUGGCGUUUACUAUCUCCAUCUGGAAAAUAAGUGUGGCAAAAAGAUGCUUCCUAUCAAGGUCAAGGUUAUUGGCCGCCCAUCUGCACCUGAAGGCCCUCUUGGAUUUGAUGAUAUACAAGCACAUUCUGUAAGAGUUAGCUGGAAACCACCAACUGAAGAUGGUGCUUCUGAAAUUGUUGGCUACAUUGUGGAGAGACGUGAAGUAACAAAAGCAGCUUGGUACACUGUUGACUCACGGGUGGUUGACACAUCCCUUGUGGUUAAAGGACUAGAAGAAAAUGUUGAAUACCACUUUAAGGUGACAGCGGAGAACCAGUUUGGAAUCAGCAACUCCCUGAAAUCAGAAGGAACUGUUAUACCAAAGACUCCCAUUUGUGUCCCAGAGGCUUCAGGCACUCCACCAGAAAUCAUGGAUGUUACUAAGAGUUCUGCUGCUUUGGCUUGGACUAAACCUAAGGAUGAUGGUGGAUCUCGCAUUACUGGUUACUUUAUUGAGUACAAAGAAGUGGCGUCUGAUAAGUGGAUUCGUCAUGAGACAAAGAUUACCUCAACAAUGUAUACUCUUAGUCAGCUCACUACUGAUGCUGAGUAUCAGUUCCGUGUAAUUGCUGUGAAUGACAUUGGAGAGAGUGAACCAGGACCUGCAUCAGAUUCAGUAAUCUGCAAAGAUCCAUUUGAUAAACCAAGCCAGCCAGGAGAAAUUGACACUAUGACUGUAACCAAAGACUACAUUACAAUUAAAUGGGAGGCUCCAGCAUGUGAUGGUGGAAAACCAGUCCUUGGCUACUGGAUUGAAUACCGAAAGUCUGGAGAGAGUGCUUGGAAGAAAUGCAAUAAGGAGCGCACAAAAGACAAGCAGUACACUCAGAGUGGUCUACAAGAGGCAACUGAAUAUGAAUUCAGAGUAUUUGCUGAGAAUGAAACCGGAAUCAGCAGACCACGCAGAACAGCAACUGGCAUCAAAACUAAACUGGGUGUUGGAUCUAAACCAGCUCUUAGGAAAGAGAUGGAUGAAGUCACUGCCAAACUUGGACAAACUGCAACUCUCAAAUGUCAGAUUAUUGGACGACCUGUUCCAGAAAUGAAAUGGUACAAGGGCGGAAAGGAAAUCAAAGAAGGUCGCAAAUAUGCAGCAACCUCUGAUGGUCGCAACCAUACAUUGACCAUUUCAACAGAUCAACAGGAAGAUGAGGGUCUGUACACUUGCAAGGCAGUGAAUGAAGCAGGUGACUGUGAGACCAGUGGAACUCUGGUCCUUGAAGCAGCACCACAGUUCCCAGUGCCGCUGAAAGACAAAUUCUUUACAACAUGUGGUAGCACAGUGCGCAUUCAUGUUGUUUACAUUGGCCGACCUCAACCUAAAAUCAUGUGGCUUUAUGGAGCCAAGGCUUUGGAGCCCUCUGAGAAUGUGAUCAUUGAAAAUACAGAGCAUUACACUCAUUUGAUUCUCAAGAAUGUACAGCGCAGCGUAAAUGGAGGAAAAUACAGAAUCAGGAUCAACAACCAUUUUGGGUCUGCAGAUACUGUAACUCACGUUGAAAUCUUAGAAAAACCUGCUAUGCCAGAGGGUCCUCUUGUUCUUGAUGCUCUGUUGAAGAAUUCUGUGAUUAUUAGCUGGAAAGCACCCAAAGAUGAUGGAGGAUCUAUGAUUACUAAUUAUAUUGUGGAAAAGCGUGAAGACAAGGAAGGAGCAGAGUGGGAACUUGUAUCAUCAUCCAUCUCAGGCAUUUCAUGCAGAAUUCCUAACCUUGUUGAAAAUGAGGGAUACUACUUCCGUGUUUCAGCACAAAAUCGUUAUGGUAAUAGUGAAUCACUGGAGACUCCUUCUGCUAUCCUCAUCAAGAGUCAGCUAGAGAGGCCAGGAGCUCCAUUAAAACCAGUUGUGUCUGGAAUUACCAAAAACUCCUUUGUUGUGUCUUGGAAGCCACCUCUCAGUGAUGGAGGUUCUAAAAUUAAGAACUACUGUCUUGAAAAGCGAGAUAAGAAGGGUGAAUGGGCUGCAGUUACAACAGAUGAAAUCCACCAGACUGUUUAUUCUGUCAAGGGCCUGACAGAAGGUGUAGAGUAUGAAUUCCGGGUGAAAUGUGAAAACAUUGGUGGAGAAAGUGAAUACAGUGAAGUAUCUGACCCUGCCAUUCCAAAGACUGAUGUUGAUGUGCGUGCUCCUGCCUUCAAGGAAGACCUCAGAAACAUGAGUGUAAAAUUCAAAAGCAAUGCAACAUUUGUCUGCAAGAUAACAGGACAGCCCAAGCCUGUAAUAAAAUGGUUUAAGCGUGGAAAGGAAAUUCAAGCUGAUUGUACCAAAAUCAAGAUCCAAGAAUUCAAGGGAGGCUAUCAUCAGCUUGUUAUUGCUGAUUGCGAGGCAGAAGACUCAACUGUAUAUCAGAUCAGAGCAACAAACCAGGGUGGAUCAAUUUCUGCUACUGUUUCUUUAGAUGUUGAAGUCCCUGCUAAGAUAAAUCUACCUAAGAAUCUGCAAGAAAAGGAAGCUAUCCCUGCCCUUCGUGGUGAAGUAGUGAACAUCAAGAUUCCAUUCAGUGGAAAACCAGAUCCAGUUAUCACUUGGCAGAAAGGACAAGACCUUCUUGAUAAUGAUGGACACUAUCAAGUUAUUGUCACACGAUCCUUCACAUCUCUUGUAUUUUUGAAUGGAGUAGAAAGGAAUGAUGCUGGUUUCUAUAUUGUGUGUGCCAAAAAUAGAUUUGGAAUUGACCAGCAAACAGUUGAGCUUGAUGUUGCAGAUGUGCCUGAUCCACCACGUGGCAUCAAAGCCAGUGAUGUUUCGAGAGAUUCUGUAACACUCCACUGGGUAGCACCUGCCAGUGAUGGUGGAAGUAAAGUCACAAACUACAUCAUAGAGAAGUGUGCCACCACAGCAGAAAGGUGGAUACGUGUUGGCCAGUCUCGUGACACCCACUACACUGUUGUCAAUCUGUUUGGAAAGACAAGUUAUCAAUUCCGUAUCAUAGCUGAAAAUAAAUUUGGUCAGAGUCUACCAUCUGAGACAAGUGGACCUGUUGUGACAAAGGAAGACAAAUCAAGGGUUCUUAACUAUGAUGAAGAGGUUGAUGACACCAGACCAGUUUCCAAAAGCAAAGCUCCUCAUUCAGAGACUAAGAAUGUUCAUAACAAGUACAUGAUUGCUGAAGAGCUUGGCCGCGGACAGUUUGGUAUUGUUCACCGGUGUAUUGAGACUAGCUCUGAGAAAACUUACAUGGCUAAAUUUUUCAAAGUUAGAGGUGCGGAUCAGGCACUAGUGAAAAAAGAAAUUGCAACACUGAAUGUGGCACGCCACAAGAACUUCCUGUUGCUGCAUGAGUCAUUUGACAGCCCUGAAGAGCUAGUCAUGAUUUAUGAGUUCAUCUCUGGUGUCGACAUAUUUGAGCGCCUUGGUACAGCCAACUUUGAGCUCAGCGAGCGAGAAAUUGUUAACUAUAUCAGACAAGUGUGUGAAGCUCUUGAAUUCCUUCACAGCAAGAGUUAUGGCCACUUUGAUAUCAGGCCUGAAAAUAUAGUGUACACCACAAGAAAGGGAACUAAUGUCAAGAUCAUUGAGCUUGGACAAUCUAGACACCUUACACCUGGGGACCAAAUUAAGCUUCAGUACACAACAGCUGAGUUUGCGGCACCGGAAAUUCAUCAAAAUGAGAUGGUUAGCUCUGUGACAGAUAUGUGGUCUGUCGGUGUCCUUGUUUAUGUUCUUCUUAGUGGACUUAAUCCAUUCGCCGCUGAAACUAAUCAGCAAAUGAUUGAGAGCAUUUACAAUGCUGAGUACAGUUUUGACGAUGAUGCCUUCAAGCAUGUUAGUGUUGAGGCAUUAGACUUUGUGGACCGCCUACUAACCAAAGAGCGCAAACAUCGUAUGACUGCUACUGAGGCUUUGAAUCAUCCUUGGCUGACGAUGAACUCAGAGCAGCUAAGCACUAGGUCCAUCAAGAUUACACGCCAUACGAGAUAUUACCAAGCCAUGGUGAAGAAAGAAUGGAACACUGUUGUCUCUUCUGCUCGUGUUGCCAUUGGUGGUGCUAUCAGAAGUCAGCGAGGAGUAACAGUCUCUAAAGUGAAGAUUGCACCAUUUGAACAUGGACCAGUUGCAGGACAAAUUAAACACAGUGUUGCCGAUGAAGGCGAUGAUGUCAAGUUUAUUUGCAACAUUGACAAUUACGACAGCACUACCGAAGUAACAUGGUACUGUGGAGUAAGACAACUAGAAGAAGGUGCUAGAUACGAAAUUACUUACGAAGAUGGGCUUGCUACCAUAACUAUCAAGGGAAUCAACAGAACAGAUGAUGGAACAUACAGAUGUAAAGUUGUCAAUGAGUAUGGUGAGGACAGUGCCUAUGCUGAGCUCUUUGUCAAAGGGGUAAGAUCCUAUCGUGAGUUCUUCACUACACGUGUGGUAAAGAAAGUAAAACGCAGAGUUGACACAUCAAGACUACUCCAAAGACCUCCUGAAUUUACUUUGCCAUUGUGCAACCGCACUGCUUACAUUGGAGAGGAUGUGCGCUUUGGUGUCACCAUCACAGUGCAUCCUGAACCUCGUGUAAUGUGGUUGAAAACGGGUCAAAAGAUUAUGCCAGGAGAUGAUGACAAGAAAUACACUUUUAUUAGUGACAAGGGCCUGUAUCAGUUAGUGAUUCACAAACUUGACCCAGAUGAUGAUGCGGAAUACACUGUUGUGGCACGGAACCGAUUUGGUGAUGACAGUUGCAAGGCUCGUCUCAAAGUGGUCCCUCGUCCUGCUCCUGCUGAUAACACCUUGAGACCUAUGUUCAAACGUCUUCUUGCUAAUUUGGAAUGCAGAGAAGGCCAGAGUGUACGUUUUGAAAUGCGUGUGUCAGGACAUCCUUCAUUGAAAUGGGAGAAAGAUGGCAUGCCUUUGGCAUUUGGUCCACAAAUUGAGAUUGUGCAUGAAGGCUUAGAUUACUAUGUCUUACAUGUAAGAGAUACUCUUCCAGAGGAUUCUGGCAUAUACAGAGUCAUUGCAACUAACUCGGCAGGGUCUGCAAGUUGUCAAGCCACACUCAAGGUCGAACGUGUGACACACAUCAAGAAAGAGGUGAGUGAGGAAGGAAAGAAGAAACAACACGAUCUUGAUCAGCAAGAGAUGGACAAGAAAGUAAGACUAACUCAGAUACUAGCAGGUACAGACGUUACCCCACUUACUCCAGUCGCACAGCAAGCACUAAGAGAAGCUGCAACCAUGUACAAGCCAGCAAUCACUACCAAGAAAGUCAAGAGUGAAGCUGAUGAAGCCAAAGAGAAAGAAGAGAAAAAGAAGAGAGCAGAAGAAAAGAGAUUGAGAAUGCCAUAUGUUAUCCCUCCGCCUCGCGUUGUUGCUCCUACUACCCUUGAUGAGGACAUGGAAAUCAAACACUUUGUGCCAUUCUCUGAUAUGAAGUGGUACAAGAAACUCAGAGAUCAAUAUGAGUUCCCGGAGCCAAUGGAAAAGUUCCCCCAGAAAAGACUUAAGCGCAUCCGGCUGUCAAGGUGGGACCAGUUCUAUGAAGUACCCCUGCCAAGAAUUAAAGACCAAUACAAGCCAAAAUGGCAUAUUCCUGUUUCACAAGAUGACCUUGAGACUGUAAGACCAGCAAGACAUCGCACACCUUCUCCAGAAAUGGAGGCUUACUACAGAAUCAGGAGACGCUCUCUUGGUGAUCUUUCUGAUGAGGAACUGCUUCUGCCAGUUAAAGAAUACCUCUCAAUGAAGAGAACAGAGGAAGAAAGACUCAAACUUGAGGAUGAACUUGAGUUAGGCUAUUCUGCUUCUCCACCAAGUCUGAGCCCUGUACGCUUUGAACUUUCUGCACUGCGUCACCCAUCACCUAAGAGAGCUACAUACGACGAGGAGGAGGGGGAGGAAGUUCCAACGUAUGACUCAUAUCGUAUUCCAUCUAAAUAUGAGGCUGGUCCAAGCUAUAUUGACUUGCGUCAGCGUCACGAAAGGGCAACAUACAGACCUCCAAGGCAAAAGCAAAGGCUGUAUGAGGAAAAAGAAGACCAUGAACUGCUUAGGUCAGUAACUACCACAACAAAAUUAACUUCCUACAAGAGCCAACUGCAACACAUUGAGUUUGAGGAGAAAACAAAGGUCAAAAGAAAGGAAAAAACAAGAGUUUCUGUGUCAGCAGUCAUAACUGAUAUACCUACAACAGCAUUCUCACCUGGCUAUGCUACAGUAAGCCAUUCCAAAAAAUCCUCUGCAACUGUGGCAGAAAAAGUGAUUAAAACGGCUUCACCUGAAAAGACACGCCCACGUUCACCCAGCCUUGAUUCUACUGAGAAAAGAAUCACUACACAAGACUUGUCAACACAAAUUGAUUAUAUGUCAAGGUAUGAGUCAAGAAAGAAAGCCUUGAAAACUGAGAGGAAGUUUGAAAUUGUGACCCAGCAGCCUUUUACUCUUGACCAUGCUCCCAGGGUGACUGUAAGAAUGCGCUCUCACCGUGUGCCAAUUGGUCAAAACACCAAAUUCACACUGAAUGUCCAAUCUAAGCCAGAAGCACAGAUUAAAUGGUACCACAAUGGGCAGCAGAUUGAAGAAAGCAGAAAAUAUCGUAUGUUUAACAUGAGUGGUGUUUUGUCUCUUCAAAUCAUUGAUUGCCAGGAAGAGGACAGUGGCACCUACCGUGUCGUCUGUACAAAUGCAAAGGGAGAAGCUUCUGACUAUGCCACUCUCGAUGUUGCUGGGGGUGGAUUCUCUGCAUAUGCCUCACAACGCAAAGAUGAGGAGCCACCUACCCCCUUUGUCCCUGAGAUGACUAAAACAGAUGUGUAUCAUGUUUCAUCCAUAACAGCAGCAACUGCAUCAGAAACACAAGUGGAAAUAUCUGAAACUAAAACAGAGAGGAUAGAAGAGACAAUUAAGACAUCUGAGAUCAAACUUGAAGCUACGGAAGUGACUGCAGUUGAGGAAGUUGUGGUUGAGAAAUUGUCAGAGACCAAACUUGAAGCUACAGAAGUGACAACAGUAGUGGAAGAAGUGGUUGAGAAAAAGAAAUCGACUCCAGCUACAAUUCUGACUAAACCACAGUCACUCACAGUAUCAGAGGGAGAAUCGGUCAAAUUCACAUGUGAUGUUGAUGGUGAACCUGCACCCACUGUAACAUGGAUGCGAGAGGGACAAGUCAUUGUGUCAUCUCGUCGUCACCAUGUUACCUCAACUGAAUAUACAUCUACUUUUGAGAUAACCCAAGUAGAAAUGUCAGAUGGAGGUAAUUACACUGUAGUGGUAGAGAACUCUGAUGGUACACAGGAGGCACAGUUCAGUCUAACUAUUCGUAAACCAACACCUGUACAGAAAGUUGUUGCUUCACCUCCAAGAGUAAAGUCUCCAGAGUCUCCUCGUAUAAAGUCACCAUUUGGAAUUAGGUCUCCGCAGAGAAUUAAAUCACCUGAACCAAUCAAAUCUCCACCAAGAGUUAAGUCCCCACCCAUGGUAAAAUCACCUACUCCAAAAGAAAAAACAUCCAAGCCAACCUUCUCCGCAGAACUAAAAGACAUCUCAGCCUCUGCAGAUACUAUUAUAAAGCUGACAGUGAAACUGUCUGGUGAGCCUAAACCAACAAUCUUCUGGAUGAAGGAUGGAAAGAACCUCUCUCAAGGUGGAAAAUAUAAAAUCUUUGAAGAACAUGGUUCAGCACAUCUUGAAAUCUAUGAAGCUGAUGUCUCUGAUAGUGGAGUAUACACAUGUACAGCCAAAAACAGUGCUGGAUCUGUUACUACAAACUGUACUGUUACAGUUCAAGCACGAACAACAGCAGUUGCCGUGGAAAGAAAAGCAGAGUUUCCAGAACAAAUAGCGAAAAAGGAGACUGCCUAUGAGGAAGUGCAGUCCUUCACAGAAAUUAAAGCAUCAAAAACCCAAUUAACAAUAAAUCAAGGUCAGACUGUCACACUACGAGCAAACAUCCCUGAAGUCUCUGAUGUGAAAUGGAUCAUGAAUGGAGCUGAGCUAUCAAAUUCAGAGAACUACAGAUAUGGUGUGUCAGGCAAUGAUCACACCCUGACAAUUAAAACCAUCAGCUACCAUGACCAGGGAGUUCUCACAUGUGAGGCCAAAACUGAACAGGGUGUGGUCAAGUGCCAGUUUGAUAUGACAGUCAGUGCAAUGUGUUCAGAAGCACCAAGUUUCCUUGUGCAACCACGCUCCCAGAAUGUUAACGAGGGACAAAAUGUCACAUUCACAUGCGAAAUCACUGGUGAACCUUCUCCAGAAAUCGAGUGGCUCAAGGAUAAUGCAGUCAUGUCUAUUACAUCAAACAUGAAAUUCAGCUGCUCUAAGAAUGUGUACACACUUGAGAUUCACAACGCUACCAUUGAAGACAGUGGAAAAUACACAGUAAAAGCUAAGAAUAAAUUUGGACAGUGCUCUGCAACAUCAUCACUGAAUGUCCUCACUCUGGUUGAGGAACCUGCCAAAAUGAUAAUUAUGGAGAAAACAUCUGAUGCUACGAGCAUGCAGGGCAGUUAUGCUGCCAAGCAUGUGGUUUCAAAAAUGCAAGAGAAAUCCUUCAGCAGUUCCAGCAUGGCUGAGGUUAAAUUUGAGAGCAUGUCAGCGUCUAGCAUGACCUCUAUGACUUCUGAAAGAAUGAUGGCUUUGAGCUCCAGCAGUAUGGUGGCAAUGUCCAGUCACUCGCAUGUUGAGGGGUCAUCCAUCAAAGCCAUUUCUCAUUCCCGCAAAGGUAUACCACCAAAGAUUGAGGCUGCCCCUCAAGAUAUCAGUAUCGAGUCAGGGAAGGUCCUGACUGUAGCCUGUGCUUUCAUUGGAGACCCAAGUCCUUGCAUAGAAUGGUCACAUUCAGGGAAGACACUGUCCAGCAAGGAGGAGAGUGGACGAUUGCAGAUUGAGACUUCUCAGGAUGUCACCACUCUUGUUAUAAGUGGAGUGAAAGAGACUGAUGCUGGUGCAUACACCUUAAAACUUGUUAACGAGUUUGGAUCUGAUACCACUACUGUCAAUGUCAACAUUCGAUCCAUGUAAAAAAAAAAAAGUUAAAUUAUAAUAAUUAUUAUAUAAUAGUAAUCCAAUCCUCACCCCAUUUCCCUCAUUCAAAACCUUUUUAUUUAUAGAAUGAGAAAAAAAUACUCUGUUCUUGAUAAAGACCUGGAUUUCUGUUCUUGUAAAUAUGAACUAUUUUUAUACCAAACUUGACGUUAAUUUAUGCCAAACUAGACUAAAGUCUAAAGCUGUUAUAAAAUGUGCCAUAUUGGAUAAUUAUGACCAGAAGUUCUGCACCAUUUUGUGACAUGUACAUAAUGUAUAUAGCCGAAUUUACCGGUUAUGGAAAAUGUAUGCAUUGUUAUUUAUGACAAUAUUAACAAAUGGAACUAAAUGUUUAACAGGAGAAAGUUUCACAUGGAACGAAUACCCUGUAAAACUUGAAACGAAACAAAACUAUGUGCCUCAACAAUAAGUUGAAGUCUUAAGAUUGCCUCAACAGGUAGAGAGGCUCCCUGUUGAAGUUUACUAAAAUCAAAGAGACAAAGUUAUACACUGUACAUUUGUGCGUGCAGUAAUGCAGUACACAAGAAUUUAUGACUUGAACAUAAGGCAUUGAGUGCUGUUUGCAUUACCCUCAUGUAAGCAGGACAACUAGGCCUUGUGUUCAGACUGACGAAGUCAUACCGCCAUUUUAAUGACAAGCUCAAUGUGCGAGCGGCCUGCACAAUGAGUUAAUUAUAAUGUUUGUGCACGGUUUCUGGCAAAGGACUGUUUGAAUUCUGAUUUUAUUAAAGUAACAUCACCUGGCCAAUAGUUGUAAAAUCAGUUCAAGUGCUUCUUUGCAGAAGCUGUGCCAACUCUUGGAGGAUUGCUAGGUUAUAUUUUGUGUGUUUGUGUGUGUGUGUUAGCAUUAGAAUCUCACUUUGUCAGCAGCCAGGGUAUCCAUCAAGCUAUGUACCACAGAGAUUUCAUGUGUUGUGCGAAGAAAAGAAAAAUACAUUACUGUAAUACCCUGCACAUUGAUUUAUUAGAACUAAUUUAUGUAGUAUUACACAUAUAUUCAGCCUCCUUGAGUUUUAUGAAUUACUGAUUUAAUAAAGCAUGUUUUCAGCACCAUAAA